Coregonus sp. 'balchen' is the source of this 79961-nucleotide messenger RNA. The record is from the annotation of a GenBank genome assembly. Lineage: Eukaryota; Metazoa; Chordata; Actinopteri; Salmoniformes; Salmonidae.
AUGUCGAAGAAAAGAUGGGUGGAAUUCAAGAUCUGCCAGACCAUAAGCUGCACAGCUCCCGUCAGGCGAAGACACAGACCCCCUUCUCCUGCUGCUGCCGGUAUGUAGGUGUCACUGUCUGUAGAAGCUUAAAAGGUUUGGUGUUUAUUUUCUGUGAACUUUCGUGACCUAAAUCACAUUUACAAUGCUGAUUAUCAGGGUUUGCAUGGUUUUCCAGCUCAAUGGCAAAUCCAGAGAAUGUCCCUAAAUGCUAUAAGUGGUAUAAUUUGUGAUGGGGUUGGGGUGGAAGCAAUUACUGCAAAUGUCAGACGGACAUGUUCUAUGACUAUGUGCAAAUUGCGCUCUAAUUUUAUAUUAGUUUUAAUACCACAAUUGCAGAAAUAAUCAUAAGGAGAGACCACUAUAAAUUCGUCAUUAUAUAUAUAUAUAUAUAUAUAUAUAUAUAUAUAUAUAUAUAUAUAUAUAUAUAUAUAUAUACUUUUUUUUAACCCUAAGCUCAGUUUGAACAAAAUGGUGAAUGUUUUAACUGGGGCAAUGUGAAAUGAAUCAUGAUGAGCAAUUGUGCAACACAGUGACCUUGUUUGCACCUCCACAGAAAACAUAAUAUUUAUUUACUCAUGCAAAUGAUUUCAAUCUAUAAUCAAUGUAUAUUUAAUUUGUGUACACAGUAUGUUUCCCUCUGUCAUUUUUUAAAUCAAAUUACAUGUUUUUACAUUUCCUACAGUACGUUCAUAAAGAGGCGUAGCUGCAGAAAACAGCCACCUAUGUGACGUCAACACAAUCAGUCUCGCGUUUACGUGGAUAACAUGGCGGCGAAGAUGUGGCUGUAACAAGGAGUCUGUCUGCUCCUAAUGCAAGCCUGUCGCAGUGAUUUGAAACCAUUACCAAACAAAUGUAACGUCAACAAACAGACACUUUCCCCACAGACUCUGGGCGUAUUCGCUGACACUUCGCAUGAAGCCCUUUUCCUCUUCUCUCAGCCACAGUGACAACGGUAAUGGAAGACGAGGAGAGGCAAAAGAAGCUCGAGGCCGGCAAAGCAAAGGUAUGAUAGCCUAGUACUAGCUAUCUAGCCGUGGUCAAUUAUUUAUCUGUGUUUCUGUUAGUCUGGCUUGGGAACCACAUUCAUUGCUGCUCAGUAAUACAUUGGCUUAUAUCAUUUUACUUAGUAGCUGUUUCGGGAGCCCCUUCCGUGUUCCCCUCCCUGUCAGCUGUCACUACUAGAAAACAUGCGCCCCCAUGGCAUGGAUGACAGACGGGGGUUUAGGUCUCUGGGUAAACCAGCUAACAAGACUUCCUUUGUCAUGUGACGUCCCAUGGGUAUCUCAUAGAAACGUGCUGUUUCCUCCUAAAAUGUAGUUACCAGUUUUGAAGAAAAGUAUUAAUGUUAAUUUAGCUAACUAGCGAACAAGUUAAGCCUUUCCUGUUAACGUCAGGCUUUAUUAACGCCACGUGAUUAAAAUAGUGAGAUUCUUGUGUGACAGGCUUUUCAGGACAUGCCCCUAGUUAGCUUGAGCAAACUCACAUUUUCCCAUACGUCACUGAUUCUUGGCUUCCUUUUUUGGCAUGCUAAUGUUACACAGUAACAACCAGUGCUACAAAUGAGGUCAUAACGACCCAGAUGAAUGAUGUCAAAAAAAGUUGCCAAAGGCUUAUCUCAUGCAGAAGGGAGGGAGCUCACACAAACUCUGCUUUCCAUGAAAUCAAUAAAGGUUUGCAAUGUAUACUCACCUCACUGGCAUACUAUUUCAAUGUAUGUAUUAUUUUAACCAGCAUUUUCAAUACAAUUUCGAAAUAUCCAGUGAACUGGCACAGUAGCCUACUUUAUGAUGAUAUGAUAACACACCCUCAUAGUCAACUGAGAGGGAUGAAGAUAGAGUAAAAAUAGAAUAGUCACUUCCCUGCUAGUCCCAAAAAUAUAUAAAAGGGUGCUUGGAGGCAGAUGGAAGGAAAGUAGACUGGACUCUUACUGCAGGUUAGCCGCUACAAAUCCGAGAGUGGAAGACUUCUCUCUCGUCUCUAACAUGUAGGGUCACUUUUUGUGAACAGUCACAUCACAAGUCAGACUGUUGAAUAAACUUCAUUUGAACGUACUUUACCUGUUGUCUGCUGAUUUUGUCCUUAUGUAGGAGGUAAUCUGAGACAAAAUAUCCACAGAGUAGUGUUAUUAACAAGACUUUCAGUACGCUGGUCUGUAUGUCGGUUUGUAUUUUCAAUGCUAACGCAAUUUGCACGCGAGUUGCACAAUAUGUCAACAAUGGCAGAGAUUAACCGAAGCACAGACCAAAAGUUGUCCCACGCAAUUGGCUAGCAAAUUUCACAAGCUCUUCCAGCUGAUAGCGAGGGAACGUGCUUUGGUUGACAACGUUCGGUUACAUUCGGCUAUUGUUUACAUAUUGUGCAUCACGAGAAAUGCAUCAGGAGAUGGAAAAUACAAGCAACAGAACCUAGCAGCGCUGCAAAAAAGUUGAGUAAACAACACUUUCCUGUGGUUACCGUAUCUCCACUUCCUACUUGCAAAAGGACCAACAGCAUGGACAACCGGUAAAGUGUGUUUAAAUAUAAUUGUAUUCAACAUUCUGGCUUGUAGAGACUUGCAUCAUUUUUACAGCGACUUCUUUCAGACUGAUAUCCAUGGAGUAAGCACGGUAACAGUCUAAUCUUUAGACAAACUGCAAGUCCUUUCAGAAUUUGAGGUUACCGACCUUUGCAGUGUCAUUCCCCUGCCUUAAUCCUUUGACGAGCUUACGCCCUAAUGCACAAUACCAUGACUUGGCACCUCUCCACUAUGCCACUAGAGGUUUAUUUUGAGUCAUGAAUUAGUCUAUUUUGAGUCACUAGUAUUUAUUCAGUAUUUGAUGAGAAGGCUAGAUGCUAUUGAAAGGGAAAACACUUUUUGUGUCACCACACCUGAAACUAUUUUGGAACGCGCAAAUCAAAACUAGCCUGUCUCAAUAAUCAAUUAGCUAGGCUAUAUUUAAAUGAUCAAUAACGUUAGCAGUAAGGCGCCACUGCACCCAGGCUGUGUCACAACCGGCCGUGACCGGGAGGGGGGCUUUCCUUGGCUCAUCACGCUCUAGCGACUCCUUGUGAACGAUGUUUCCUCCGACACAUUGGUGCGGCUGACUUCUGGGUUAAGCGAGCAGUGUCUUAAGAAGUAGGCGGCCAGGGGGGUCAUGUUUUGGAGGACGCAUGUCUCGACCUUCGCCUCUCCCAAGCCUAUUGAGGAGUUGCAGUGAUGAGACAAGGUCGUAACUAAAUUAGCAAUGGGAGAAAAUGGGUUAAAAACUACAUAAUAAAAUAAAAAAAUAAGAAGUGCUUCAGAGUGGUUGCAAAAGUAUAGGCCUAGGCCAUCUAGGAGUCAAAGAAAUGUAAUGGCUCUAUGGGAGAUUCUCAAUUAUGAAAAAGUCUGUCCUCUCCUCGACUGCUUCGUCCUCCUCUCCUCCGUGACCCGGAAACCGAUAAGUGGUCAAAUGGUUGAGGAGUGUGUUAAUUUGUUAGUAUUCUCCCAUCCUCGAUAACCUACUUCGGCAGAGGAUACACCAGAGUAUCCUCCCGGCGGCUAGCGCGGAAGUGUUUAAACAUUUGAAUCAGCUGUUGUUUUCUCAAAAGCGUUUCAAAACGAUACACUACUUAUCCUUCUAUCUACACUGAACAAAAAUAUUAAGGCAACAUUCAACAAUUUAAAAUAUUUUACUGAGUUAAGGUUCAUAUAAGGAAAUCAGUCAAUUGAAAUCAAUUUAAUUAGGCCCUAAUCUAUGGAUUUUACAUGGCUGGGCAGGAGCGCUGCCAUGGGUGGGCCUGGGAGGGCAUUUUUACGGCAUACUCUAGGUCAGACCCGUCGAGAGUGGUGAUUCUAGUCGGGUGGGCGGGUGCCAGCAGCGUUCGAUUGAAGAGCAUGCAUUUAGUUUUACUAGUGUUUAAGAGCAGUUGGAGGCUACUGAAGGAGUGUUGUAUGGCAUUGAAGCUCGUUUGGAGGUUUGUUACCACAGUGUCCAAUGAAGGGCCAGAUGUAUACAAAAUGGUGUCGUCUGCGUAGAGGUGGAUCUGAGAGUCACCAGCAGCAAGAGCGACAUCAUUGAUAUACACGGAGAAAAGAGUUGGCCCAAGAAUUGAACCCUGUGGCACCCCCAUAGAGACUGCCAUAGGUCCAGACAACAGGCCCUCCGAUUUGACACAUUGAACUCUAUCUGAGAAGUAGUUGGUGAACCAGGCGAGGCAGUCAUUUGAGAAACCAAGGCUAUUUAGUCUGCCAAUAAGAAUGCGGUGGUUGACAGAGUCGAAAGCCUUGGCCAGGUCGAUGAAGACGGCUGCACAGUACUGUCUAUUAUCGAUCGCGGUUAUAAUAUCGUUUAGGACCUUGAGCGUGGCUGAAGUGCACCCAUGACCAGCUCGGAAAACGGAUUGCAUAGCGGAGAAGGUACGGUGGGAUUCGAAAUGGUCGGUGAUCUGUUUGUUAACUUGGCUUUCAAAAACUUUCGAAAGGCAGGGCAGGAUGGGUAUAGGUCUGUAACAGUUUGGAUCUAGAGUGUCACCCCCUUUGAAGAGGGGGAUGACCGCGGCAGCUUUCCAAUCUCUGGGGAUCUCAGACGUUACAAAAGAGAGGUUGAACAGGCUAGUAAUAGGGGUUGCGACAAUUUCGGCGGCUAGUUUUAGAAAGAAAGGGUCCAGAUUGUCUAGCCCAGCUGAUUUGUAGGGGUCCAGAUUUUGCAGCUCUUUCAGAACAUCAGCUGUCUGAAUUUGUGUGAAGGAGAAGUGGGGGGGGCAUGGGCUAGUUGCAGCGGAGGGUGCAGAGCUGGUGGCCGGGGUAGUGGUAGCCAGGUGGAAAGCAUGGCCAGCCGUAGCAAAAUGCUUGUUGAAAUUCUCGAUUAUUGUAGAUUUAUCGGUGGUGAGUGUUUCCUAGCCUCAGUGCAGUGGGCAGCUGGGAGGAAGUGCUCUUAUUCUCCAUGGACUUUACAGUGUCCCAAAACUUUUUGGAGUUAGUGCUACAGGAUGCAAAUUUCUGUUUGGAAAAGUUAGCCUUUGCUUUCCUGACUGCUUGUGUAUAUUGGUUCCUAACUUCCCUGAAAAGUUGCAUAUCGCGGGGGCUAUUUGAUGCUAAUGCAGUACGCCACAGGAUGUUUUUGUGCUGGUCAAGGGCAGUCAAGUCUGAGGAGAACCAGGGGCUAUAUCUGUUCUUAGUUCUGUAUUUUUUGAAUGGGGCAUGUUUAUUUAAGAUUGAGAGGAAAUUACUUUUAAAGAACAACCAGGCAUCCUCUACUGACGGAAUGAGAUCUAAAUCCAUCCAGGAUACCUGGGCCAGGUCAAUUAGGAAGGCCUGCUCGCUAAAGUGUUUUAGGGAGCGUUUGACAGUGAUGAGGGGUGGUCGUUUGACCGCGGACCCGUUACGGACGCAGGCAAUAAGGCAGUGAUCGCUGAGAUCCUGGUUUAAGACAGCGGAGGUGUAUUUAGAGGGUAAGUUAGUCAGGAUGAUAUCUAUGAGGGUACCCAUGUUUACGGAUUUAGGGUUGUACCUGGUAGGUCCGUUGAUAAUUUGUGUGAGAUUGAGGGCAUCUAGUUUGGAUUGUAGGAUGGCCGGGGUGUUAAGCAUAUCCCAAUUUAGGUCACCAAGCAGUAUGAACUCUGAGGAUAAAUGGGGGGCAAUCAAUUCACAUAUGGUGUCCAGGGCACAGCUGGGGGCUGAGGGGGGUCUGUAGCAAGUGUCAACAGUGAGAGACUUAUUUCUGGAAAGGUGGAUUUUUAGAAGUAGAAGCUCAAACUGUUUGGGCACCGACCUGGAUAGUAUGAUAGAGCUCUGCAGGCUCUCUCUACAGUAGAUUGCAACUCCACCCCCUUUGGCAGUUCUAUCUAGACGGAAAAUGUUAUAGUUGGGGAUGGAAAUUUCAGAAUUUUUGGUGGCCUUCCUAAGCCAGGAUUCAGACACUGCUAGAACAUCAGGGUUGGCGGAGUGUGCUAACGCAGUGAAUAACUCAAACUUAGGAAGUAGACUUCUGAUAUUUACAUGCAAGAAACCAAGGCUUUUGCGAUUACAGAAGUCAGCAAAUGAUAGCGCCUGGGGAGUAGGAGUGAUACUGAGGGCUGCAGGGCCUGGGUUAGCCUCUACAUCACCGGAGGACUAGAAUAAGGAUACGGCUAAAGGCUUUAAGAACUGGUCUUCUAGUGCGUUGGGUACAUAGAAUAAAGGGGGCAGAUUUCCGGGCGUUGUAGAAAAGAUUCAGGGCAUUAUGUACAGACAAGGAUAUGAGUAAAGUGGAGGUAAACCUAAGCGUUGGGUAACAAUGAAAGAGAGAGCAUCACUGGAGGCAUCAAUUGAGUCGGUCUCCGCGUGUAUGGGGGGUGGGACAAAGGAGCUAUCUAAGGCAGAUUUAGCUGGGCUGGGGGAUCUACAGUGAAAUAGUACAAUUAGAAAUAACCGAAACAACAAUAAGCUAACCAUAGUGACAUGGGAGAGAGGCAUAAAGCAAUCACAGGUGUAAUUUGAGAGAGCUAAGACAACAGCUGGUAAUGACGACACAGUUUGGGCUGAGGCUAAACAUAAACAGGAUGCAGUACCGUAAAAAGGAACAGUCCAGUAGACAUCAGCUGUAUAGCUGAGUUAUCAUAAGGUCCGGUGAACAGCAAUAGGAUAGUUCGGAGGUAGUUCGGGGGCUGCUAAAGCACUAGCGAGCAAGAGGCCACGGCUAGCGUGUGCUAGCGGGCUGGGGCUAGCAGAUGGAAUCUUCGUGGUCGACGUCGUAACGGGACGGGACAUGUGGGUGGGCAUAGGCCCACCCACAUGGGAGCAAGGCCCACCCACUGGGGAGCCAUGCCCAUCCAAUCAGAAUGAUUUUUUCCCCAUAAAAGGGCAUUAUUACAGACAGAAAUACUCCUCAGUUUCAUCAGCUGUCCGAAGUGGCUGGUCUGAGAUGAUCCCGCAGGUGAAGAAGCCAGAUGUGGAGGUCCUAGGCUAGUGUGGUUACACAUGGUCUGUGGUUGUGAGGCCGGUUGGACGUACUGCCAAAUUCUCUAAAACGACAUCUUACGGUAGAGAAAUAAACAUUACAUUCUCUGGCAUCAGCUCUGGUGGACAUUCCUGCAGUCAGCAUGCCAAUUGCAUGCUCCCUCAACUUGAGACAUUUUUGGCAUUAUGUUGUGUGACAAAACUGCACUUUUUAAAGUGGUAUUUUAUUGUCCCCAGCACAAGGUGCACCUUUGUAAUAUCAUGCUGUUUAAUCAUCUUCUUGAUAUGCCACACCUGUUAGGUGGAUGGAUUAUCUUGGCAAAGGAGAAUGCUCACUAACAGGGAUGUGCACAAAUGUGUUUACAACAUUUGAGAGAACUAUGUUUUUUGUGCGUAUGGAACAUUUCUGGGUUAUUUUAUUUCAGCUCAUUAAACAUGGGACCAACACUUAUAUGUUGCGUUUUAUAUUUUUGUUCAGUGUAUAAAAUGUCUUGCACAACUAGUUAAAUUAGUUUAUAUCACUUUACACAUUUAUUUAGGGCUUCCACCCCUGUAAAUGUAAUUUGCCUGAUGAGAUGCGAGUGGAGAAGUCUCAUUUCAUACAAGCGCAUUUAUUUCCACGUUUCCUCGCCUCCGCUCCUUGACUACCUUUGACCAUUUUCAAAAGGAAGCUAGGAGAGGAUGGACCAGGGAUGAGCAACUCCAGUCCAUGGGGGCCUAAUUGGUGUCACACUUUUGCCCCAGCAAACACACCUGACUCCAAUAAUCAACUAAUUAUGAUCUUCAGUUUAGAAUGCAAUUAGUUUAAUCAGCUGUGUUUGCUAGGGAUGGGGGAAAAGUGACACCACUCCGGCCCCCGAGGACUGGAGUUGCCCAUCCCUGAUAUAAACCAACAUGCAUGGCAUUUAUACAGUGGGCCAGUUCAAGCUGCUUGAUGCUAGAUUUGAUGUUUUGAACUCCUAUUGUUUACAUAUUACCUUGAUGGUAUUAGUCCUUUUUGUAUCUUGACCUUUCCUAGCUCAUUUAAAUUAAUAAGCACUAGGCUAUUUGUUAAACACACAUGCUUUUCUUACAUCUGUUCAGCAAAUGUCUUUAGAAAAAUACACAAACAGUAGAGCAGUAUCAAAGACAUUUCUUCAUAAUGAAGAAAUGGUCCUCUGUAGCUCAGCUGGUAGAGCACGGCGCUUGUAACGCCAAGGUAGUGGGUUCGAUCCCCGGGACCACCCAUACACAAAAAUGUAUGCGCGCAUGACUGUAAGUCGCUUUGGAUAAAAGUGUCUGCUAAAUGGCAUAUUAUUAUUAUUAUUAUUCAUGUUCUGCACUAUGCUGUGCCAUACAUGAUGAUUUGGGACCUAGCAGUCCCCACAAUUUUCUAUCGAGAAGGGGGCAUUGCUACUAGCGUUAGCGCUAUCUGUUCCCAUAGACUUCCAGUCAUUGAGCAAUUGAGACUGUCCAUUUUAAAAGCGCGUCUUGGCAGAAAUAUAUAUAUAUAUACACUGCUCAAAAAAAUAAAGGGAACACUUAAACAACACAAUGUAACUCCAAGUCAAUCACACUUCUGUGAAAUCAAACUGUCCACUUAGGAAGCAACACUGGUUGACAAUAAAUGUCACUUGCUGUUGUGCAAAUGGAAUAGACAACAGGUGGAAAUUAUAGGCAAUUAGCAAGACACCCCCAAUAAAGGACUGGUUUUGCAGGUGGUGACCACAGACCACUUCUCAGUUCCUUUGCUUCCUGGCUGAUGUUUUGGUCACUUUUGAAUGCUGGCGGUGCUUUCACUCUAGUGGUAGCAUGAGACAGUGUCUACAACCCACACAAGUGGCUCAGGUAGUGCAGCUCAUCCAGGAUGGCACAUCAAUGCGAGCUGUGGCAAGAAGGUUUGCUGUGUCUGUCAGCGUAGUGUCCAGAGCAUGGAGGCGCUACCAGGAGACAGGCCAGUACAUCAGGAGACGUGAAGGAGGCCGUAGGAGGGCAACAACCCAGCAGCAGGACUGCUACUUCCGCCUUUGUGCAAGGAGGAGCAGGAGGAGCACUGCCAGAGCCCUGCAAAAUGACCUCCAGCAGGCCACAAAUGUGCAUGUGUCUGCUCAAACGGUCAGAAACAGACUCCAUGAGGGUGGUAUGAGGGCCCGACGUCCACAGGUGGGGGUUGUGCUUACAGCCCAACACCGUGCAGGACGUUUGGCAUUUGCCAGAGAACACCAAGAUUGGCAAAUUCGCCACUGGCGCCCUGUGCUCUUCACAGAUGAAAGCAGGUUCACACUGAGCACAUGUGACAGAGUCUGGAGACGCCGUGGAGAACGUUCUGCUGCCUGCAACAUCCUCCAGCAUGACCGGUUUGGCGGUGGGUCAGUCAUGGUGUGGGGUGGCAUUUCUUUGGGGGGCCGCACAGUCCUCCAUGUGCUCGCCAGAGGUAGCCUGACUGCCAUUAGGUACCGAGAUGAGAUCCUCAGACCCCUUGUGAGACCAUAUGCUGGUGCGGUUGGCCCUGGGUUCCACCUAAUGCAAGACAAUGCUAGACCUCAUGUGGCUGGAGUGUCAGCAGUUCCUGCAAGAGGAAGGCAUUGAUGCUAUGGACUGGCCCGCCCGUUCCCCAGACCUGAAUCCAAUUGAGCACAUCUGGGACAUCAUGUCUCGCUCCAUCCACCAACGCCACGUUGCACCACAGACUGUCCAGGAGUUGGCGGAUGCUUUAGUCCAGGUCUGGGAGGAGAUCCCUCAGGAGACCAUCCGCCACCUCAUCAGGAGCAUGCCCAGGCAUUGUAGGGAGGUCAUACAGGCACGUGGAGGCCACACACACUACUGAGCCUCAUUUUGACUUGUUUUAAGGACAUUACAUCAAAGUUGGAUCAGCCUGUAGUGUGGUUUUCCACUUUAAUUUUGAGGGUGACUCCAAAUCCAGACCUCCAUGGGUUGAUACAUUUGAUUUCCAUUGAUAAUUUUUGUGUGAUUUUGUUGUCUGCACAUUCAACUAUGUAAAGAAAAAAGUAUUUAAUAAGAUUAUUUCAUUCAUUCAGAUCUAGGAUGUGUUAUUUUAGUGUUCCCUUUAUUUUUUUGAGCAGUAUAUACAGUGGGGAGAACAAGUAUUUGAUACACUGCCGAUUUUGCAGGUUUUCCUACUUACAAAGCAUGUAGAGGUCUGUAAUUUUUAUCAUAGGUACACUUCAACUGUGAGAGACGGAAUCUAAAACAAAAAUCCAGAAAAUCACAUUGUAUGAUUUUUAAGUAAUUCAUUUGCAUUUUAUAUAUAUAUAUAUAUAUAUAUAUAUAUAUAUAUAUAUAUAUAUAUAUAUACAUACAGUUGAAGUCGGAAGUUUACAUACACUUCAACCACUCAACAAAUUUCAUUUUAACAAACUAUAGUUUUGGCAAGUUGGUUAGGACAUCUACUUUGUGCAUGACACAAGUCAUUUUUCCAACAAUUGUUUACAGACAGAUUAUUUCACUUAUAAUUCACUGUAUCACAAUUCCAGUGGGUCAGAAGUUUACAUACACUAAGUUGACUAGGCGUUUAAACAGCUUGGAAAAUACCAGAAAAUGAUGGAAUGGUUUUAGAAGCUUCUGAUAGGCUAAUUGACAUCAUUUGAGUCAAUUGGAGGUGUACCUGUGGAUGUAUUUCAAGGCCUACCUUCAAACUCAGUGCCUCUUUGCUUGACAUCAUGGGAAAAUCAAAAGAAAUCAGCCAAGACCCCAUAAAAAUAAUUGUAGACCUCCACAAGUCUGGUUCAUCCUUGGGAGCAAUUUCCAAUUGCCUGAAGGUACCACGUUCAUCUGUACAAACAAUAGUACGCAAGUAUAAACACCAUGGGACCACACAGCCGUCAUACCGCUCAGGAAGGAGACACGUUCUGUCUCCUAGAGAUGAACGUACUUUGGUGCGAAAGUGCAAAUCAAUCCCAGAACUAUGAAAUAACACAUAUGGAAUCAUGUGGUAACCAAAAAAGUGUUAAACAAAUCAAAAUAUAUUUUAUAUUUGAGAUUCUUCAAAGUAGCCACCCUUUGCCUUGAUGACAGCUUUGCACACUCUUGGCAUUCUCUCAACCAGCUUCAUGAGGUAGUUACCUGGAAUGUAUUUCAAUUAAUAGGUGUGCCUUCUUAAAAGUUAAUUUAUGGAAUCUCUUUCCUUCUUAAUGCGUUUGAGCCAAUCAGUUGUGUUGUGACAAGGUAGGGGUGGUAUACAGAAGAUAGCCCUAUUUGGUAAAAGACCAAGUCCAUAUUAUGGCAAGAACAGCUCAAAUAAGCAAAGAGAAACGACAGUCCAUUAUUACUUCAAGACAUGAAGGUCAGUCAAUCUGGAAAAUUUCAAGAACUUUGAAAGUUUCUUCAAGUGCAGUCGCAAAAACCAUCAAGCGCUAUGAUGAAACUGGCUCUCAUGAGGACCGCCACAAGAAAGGAAGAUCCAGAGUUACCUCUACUGCAGAGGAUAAGUUCAUUAGAGUUACCAGCCUCAGAAAUUGCAGCCCAAAUAAAACUUCACAAAGUUCAAGUAACAGACACAUCUCAACAUCAACUGUUCAGAGGAGACUGCGUGAAUCAGGCCUUCAUGGUCGAAUUGCUGCAAUGAAACCACUACUAAAGGACACCAAUAAUAAGAAGAGACUUACUUGGGCCAAAAAACACGAGCAAUGGACAUUAGACCGGUGGAAAUCUGACCUUUGGUCUGAUGAGUCCAAAUUUGAGAUUUUUGGUUUCAAACGCCCUGUCUUUGAGAGUAGGUGAACGGGUGAUUGCUGCAUGUUUAUUUCCCACCAUGAAGCAUGGAGGAGGAGGUGUGAUGUUGUGGGGGUACUUUGCUGGUGACACUGUCUGUGAUUUAUUUAGAAUUCAAGGCACACAGCAUUCUGCAGCGAUACGCCAUCCCAUCUAGUUUGCGCUUAGUGGGAUUAUCAUUUGUUUUUCAACAGGACAAUGACCCAAAACACACCUCCAGGCUGUGUAAGGGCUAUUUGACCAAGGAGAGUGAUGGAGGGCUGCAUCGGAUGACCUGUCCUGUAUGUAUAUAAACCUUUUUCAGGACCCUGUCUUUCAAAGAUAAUUCCAAAUAACUUCAUCGAUCUUCAUUGUAAAGGGUUUAAACACUGUUUCCCAUGCUUGUUCAGUGAACCAUAAACAAUUAAUGAACAUGCACCUGUGGAACGGUCGUUAAGACACUAACAGCUUACAGACGGUAGGCAAUUAAGGUCACAGUUAUGAAAAAUUAGGACACUAAAGAGGCCUUUCUACUGACUCUGAAUAACACCAAAAGAAAUAUGCCCAGGGUCCCCGCGCAUCUGCAUGAAUGUGCCUUACGCAUGCUGCAAGGAGGCAUGAGGACUGCAGAUGUGGCCAGGGCAAUAAAUUGCAAUAUCCUUACUGUGAGGCGCCUAAGACAGCGCUACAGGGAGACAGGACGGACAGCUGAUUGUCCUCGCAGUGGCAGACCACGUGUAACAACACCUGCACAGGAUCGGUACAUCCAAACAUCACACCUGCGGGACAGGUACAGGAUGGCAACAACUGCCCGAGUUACACCAGGAACACACAAUCCCUCCAUCAGUGCUCAGACUGUCCGCAAUAGGCUGAGAGAGGCUGGACUGAGGGCUUGUAGGCCUGUUUUAAGGCAGGUCCUCACCAGACAUCACCGGCAACGUUGUUGCCUAUGGGCACAAACCCACCGUCGCUGGACCAGACAGGACUGGCAAAAAGUGCUGUUCACUGACGAGUCGCGGUUUUGUCUCACCGGGGGUGAUGGUUGGAUUCGCGUUUAUCGUCGAAGGAAUGAGCGUUACACCGAGGCCUGUACUCUGGAGCGGGAUCGAUUUGGAGGUGGAGGGUCCGUCAUGGUCUGGGGCGGUGUGUCACAGCAUCAUCGGACUGAGCUUGUUGUCAUUGUAGGCAAUCUCAAUGCUGUGCGUUACAGGGAAGACAUCCUCCUCCCUCAUGUGGUACCCUUCCUGCAGGCUCAUCCUGACAUUACCCUCCAGCAUGGAAAUGCCACCAGCCAUACUGCUCGUUCUGUGUGUGAUUUCCUGCAAGACAGGAAUGUCAGUGUUCUGCCAUGGCUAGCGAAGAGCCCGGAUCUCAAAUCCCAUUGAGCACGUCUGGGACCUGUUGGAUCGGAGGGUGAGGGCUUGGGCUAUUCCCCUCAGAAAUGUCCGGGAACUUGCAGGUGCCUUGGUGGAAGGGUGGGGUAACAUCUCACAGCAAGAACUGGCAAAUCUGGUGCAGUCCAUGAGGAGGAGAUGCACUGCAGUACUUAAUGCAGCUGGUGGCCACACCAGAUACUGACUGUUACUUUUGAUUUUGACCCCCCCUUUGUUCAGGGACACAUUAUUCCAUUUCUGUAAGUCACGUCUGUGGAACUUGUUCAGUUUGUCUCAGUUGUUGAAUCUUGUUAUGUUCAUACAAAUAUUUGUUAAGUUUGCUGAAAAUAAACGCAGUUGACAGUGAGAGGACGUUUCUUUUUUUGCUGAGUUUAUAUAAUUGUUUUAAACAUAUUUUUUAAUAAAUUCUAAAUGAAUAUCAGGAAAGCAUUGAACAUUUUAUGGUAAUCAACCUUAGUGGAGGCUCAAAUCUUCCAUAUUCUUGAGUGCAUGAUCUACAAUCAAGCAGGACGUUUUCCUUUCGCGUGCCAUCAUUUUAAUCUGUGAAUGCACACACAACUUUGCAUCCAGAAAUUGCGCCAUGGAAACAAGCAUCACCACUUAAUUGGUAUGCUGCGUAUAGUACUAGGCCUAUAAGACUUUCAAAGAUACUCGGCAACUAGCCUAUAUGAGAUAUUAGUAGACCCAGACUUAGCCUUUAGGUUUUUGAUGAAGGAGGUACCCAACAUAACCUGCUUGAUUUAGGCUAAUCCCCUGUCAGGGCUCGACGUUACUCAUCUAUCUAUAGGCUAUACUAUAGGGCCCAACAUCUUAAGUGUUUUAUGAAACAUGGCUAAUCUUAAACUUUGAUAAUGUUAUAUCUUUCAUAGAUCUCUCCCUCAGCUCUGAUUCUCUGUUAUAUUAAGGCUAAAAAGGACUGCAAGGUUGAGUGAAUUUGAUGGACCUGGGGUAAGAAAGGGUAAGAGACUGAAAAUGGUUUUGCAUCAGUUAUAUUGAAAUCAGUUAAGCAUUAUCUGCACAUGGCCACAGAUUCCUCACAAAAUGUAAUCCAUAGAAGGGUCCUUUUGGAGGAAGGAUUGUUUACAAAUAUUUGACAUUUGAUCUUAAUGCAUAAUUGAAGUUGGAAUAUUUGCAACAUUUUGGCCUCACCCAGGCCUCCUUUAAGACUAUGUUAUAUCUGUAGGUGCUACAAAGCAAUAAUUGGUGUCAUAUGAAGCUUUACCGUUUGCUCUAUAAUAUGAUUAGUAUUUUGAUAUGACAUAAAGAUGGCAGAUUACAGAUAAUUACAUUAUUUUAGCUCUAUCCACAGUUUCUAAACUACGGGGCACGACAUGGUUCAAUGCACCAAUAAAUCAGCACAAUCUACUUUCUCUGUUUUUGAAAUUGCUGGCAUCUUCGAGCUAGAAUUGGGAUCAUACUAUGCUAAUGCCCAUACAAAAAAAGUAAUGUAGAGCAAUCUACAAUAUGGUGAAUUUGGCAAACGAGGCAUUUGUGGUAAAUGCAUAGAGGCAGCCAUCUUUAUGCACGUUUUCCAUUGGCAUAGUAGGCAAUGUAACCAAUCACAAAUCACCAGCAGAGGGCAACCAUUUUGAAUCCAUUUUACAUUUACAUUAACAUUUUAGUAAUUUUAGCAGAAGUUCUUAUCCAGAGCAACCUACAGUUAGUGCAUUCAUCUUAAGAUAGCUAGGUGGGACCACCACAUUGUCACAUUUACUCUGUUGGUAGCCUAAUGCUUACAAAUUUGUUUAAUAACGUUGUUCAUUAAACAGACAAUACACACAUACUUUAUAGUAAGAAUAUAAUGGAAUAUAACUGAAUAAAAUACAAAUAAUAUUGUUCCCACACAACUUGUCACAGGAAUGUGUGGAACCGCUAUCAUAUAAAAAGUCAUAUUUUGAAACAGAGCCCAAGCACACACAGACACUCGAACACACGCAUUAUUCUUUAGUUGUAUUGUUUGUAUUAUUUUUGUGUUGUAUUGUUUGUAUAUCAUUGUAUUUUGCUGCCUUUGAUACUGUGAACCAUCAGAUCCUCCUCUCCACCCUCUCCGAGCUGGGCAUCUCCGGCGCGGCUCACUCCUGGAUCGCGUCCUACCUGACCGGUCGCUCCUACCAAGUGGCGUGGCGAGAAGCUGUCUCCGCACCACGUGCUCUCACCACUGGUGUCCCCCAGGGCUCAGUUCUAGGCCCUCUCCUAUUCUCCCUAUACACCAAGUCACUUGGCUCUGUCAUAUCCUCACAUGGCCUCUCCUAUCAUUGCUACGCUGACGAUACACAACUAAUCUUCUCCUUUCCCCCUUCUGAUAACCAGGUGGCGAAUCGCAUCUCUGCAUGUCUGGCAGACAUAUCAGUAUGGAUGACGGAUCACCACCUCAAGCUGAACCUUGGCAAGACGGAGCUGCUCUUCCUCCCGGGGAAGGACUGCCCGUUCCAUGAUCUCGCCAUCACGGUUGACAACUCCAUUGUGUCCUCCUCCCAGAGUGCGAAGAGCCUUGGUGUGACCCUGGACAAUACCCUGUCGUUCUCCGCUAACAUCAAGGCGGUGACCCGAUCCUGCAGGUUCAUGCUCUACAACAUUCGGAGAGUACGACCCUGCCUUACACAGGAAGCGGCACAGGUCCUAAUCCAGGCACUUGUCAUCUCCCGUCUGGAUUACUGCAACUCGCUGUUGGCUGGGCUCCCUGCCUGUGCCAUUAAACCCCUACAACUCAUCCAGAAUGGCGCAGCCCGUCUGGUGUUCAACCUUCCCAAGUUCUCUCACGUCACCCCGCUCCUCCGCACACUCCACUGGCUUCCAGUUGAAGCUCGCAUCUGUUACAAGACCAUGGUGCUUGCCUAUGGAGCUGUGAGGGGAUCGGCACCUCUGUACCUUCAGGCUCUGAUCAGUCCCUACAUCCAAACGAGGGCAUUGCGUUCAUCCACCUCUGGCCUGCUGGCUCCCCUUCCUCUGCGGAAGCAUAGUUCCCGCUCAGCCCAGUCAAAACUGUUCGCUUCUCUGGCACCCCAAUGGUGGAACAAGCUCCCUCACGACGCCAGGACAGCGGAGUCACUCACCACCUUCCGGAGACAUUUGAAACCCCACCUCUUUAAGGAAUACCUGGGAUAGGAUAAAGUAAUCCUUCUACCCCCCCCCCCCCCUAAAAAAAAAAAGAUAUUGAUAUUGUAAAGUGGUUAUCCCACUGGCUAUAGGGUGAAUGCACCUAUUUGUAAGUCGCUCUGGAUAAGAGCGUCUGCUAAAUGACGUAAAUGUAUUUUAAAAUUGUGUGACUGUCCUUGUGUAUCAGUGUUUUCUUACUUAUGUUUUGUGUUUUUUGUGAACCCCACGAAGAGUAGCUACUGCUUCUGCAAAAGCUAACAGGGAUCCAAAUAAACAAAUCCAAGCCCAUGCCUUUUUGAUCCACGUUUCAUCUUUCCUACCCUCACUCUACUUUGUUAGGGAUCAGCUGUAGUGUCUUCAUCAUGAUACCGAUAGAAAAUAAUACAAAUCCUAUUUUCAAAAGCAUGUGACUCUCGUGUUCAUAUUUCACAACUUCUGCGGACCUUUGGAGUUGCCUAUAUGCGAUCGGGCAAAAUAAUAGGCCUACACUUGAUUUUAGGCUACAUUAUUGCAUGCUAAAUGUUUCUGAUCAGUGAUAAAUGAGCAAACGAAUAGAUGAGCUUAUACCACAUCCACUUGCCCAGCAGGAAACCAAUUGACCAAAUAGCCUAUACAGACAGAUUCAGUGAAACAAAAUCACAUUGAUUAUCAGACAAGGCCAUGAAUUCACAGGCUUUUGGUUGGGAGUAGCCCUAGGCUACCAAGAGACUGCGAGUGAAGAGCAAAAUAAUACACUUGUUAAACUACAUAACAUGCUGACACAAUUUUCUAAUACAUGAGCCAACUAAACAAGAUGAUCCUGAGCAGCACUCACCUCAAUUUAGCUAACAUUUCCCAGCCUAAUUGUAGCCUAACCAAUAUCCAAACGGAGAUUCAGUGAAAACCAAAAUCUGAUAUUGAUUUAACAAGACGAGUCCCCACGCUUGUCUCAAAGCAGCGCGAUGGCGCUGUCCCAAUCAAAACAGUGCUGAAAUUAUCAUCUAGAUGACCACGUGCGGGUAGGCUAUUGCUUCAAAUGUAUUACAAGGAUUGGAUGACACUGAGUUUCAGUAAGCAACAAUUUGAUACAUGCCUUCAAUUGCAUUAGCCUACUUGAUUCAAAUAUUUUCAUAAUUCAGUGAUAUUUAUUCCCACAGUAAUGUUUUAUUGAUCCAUCCAGUUGUGGUUAAGAUAACAGUGCAUGCUUAGUGGUGGGCUAUGCGAAGAGAUGGACAAAGUUACAUGCCUCGCAAAGUUUAUAACUGGCAGGAUGGUAACAUGGCGCUGCCUAGCAACCAUAAAGAGUUUAAGAGCGUAGUGCGUGCCAAUGCCGCGUUAGCAUUGCGGCUACAUUUCAUACUAACCUGUAGGCAGAACUUUACCGGAAUGAUUACUAGGUUGUUUGGCAGAAAUAAAAGUUUAGGCUUUGAUACCUGCCUAACCUUUCAGAUAUAAAGAAAAGGCAGAAAAAAAGUUGACGGUAUGGUAAAGUUGGCGGAAAAACGUCUUGCUAUGAAAGGCAUAUAGGUCAUUAGGUGGCUUUGAAUUUGCCAUAACCCCCUAUCCCUUUCAGAUAUAUGAAAAAGCUGGUAUAAAAAAGCAGGCAUGGUAAAUUAGUGAGAUUUUGGUCUGUGUAUGAAAGGGAUAAUUCAGUGUUGUCCUUACCAAUGCUAGCCCUCCCAGUUAUGUUGCCUCUUGCCUGAAAGAAUUUGACCUCCACUGCCCUGGGGGCUGUUACAGGGACCUCUGCACCCCACCAGCAACAUUUGUUUUUAGGGAGAACAUUGCCAAUGCCAUACUUUUCCUAUUUCCCAUUCACUUUAUCAAACCUCAUGGGUUUUACAGAGCAUAUAGCCUAGCAUUGUAGUGAAUUCCUCUCCAUAUUUCUGCACCUUCAACAAUGACAGCCAGGUCGAUAUGCAUUUGAUAGAAAGUGUGUACUUUUCACUAAUAAAACAACAUGAACAUCCUACAGUCAAGUCAAACCCUCUGCUCCAUGGUGUGGUAAUUGUGCCCCAACAGUUAAUCCUUUCACCAUCUUCUUGCGCGCCCUAAUAUUACGCUAAAUAUUUAAAGGACUGGAGCCAUCAUGUAGUAAGUUUUUGCCUGAGGAGAAUCAUAAAUCCCACCAUUUAAUAUGUUCUCUGGAGCACAGAGGCCCAAAAGGCUUUCGCUCAAAAAGAAUACAGAAGAGCCUCUCCACUGUCUGCAAUGGAGAACUGUUGGAAACAUGAAAGACGUCUCAUUAAUUUUAUUUCAGUUGCAAUACUGUCCAUUUUAGAUCAUUGACAUGUUUUAUUUUUUGCCAUUAUUAGACUUCGCUGCCUGUAGCCUAUGCCUUUUUUGAUGUUGUCGGAAUCACUAUGGGUGCGUUGGUAAAUUCGCUCUGGCUAUCUACUCCGAUUUCAGAGCACUCUCGUCUGAGUGUGCCAGAGCGCAGAAUAACUGAUGAAUUUACGAAAGCUCAACACCUGUUGAAUAUGGCCUGUCAGUAAACGUCGGCAAAAAAAAGCAUAAUUAAAUUGUUGCCAGCAGCACAGUUAGUCACCAACGCUCUGGAUAACAUGAAAACAGCCUAACCAGCUCUGCUAUGGCGAGUAAAAUGGUCAGAGUGAGGUUGUUCUCUCAUUUGUGUCUGGAAGUAGCUAGUAAGCUAGCCAACGUUAGCCAGUUAGCUUGGGUGCUUGACUUCCGUUGUGAGGUCAGAACGCUCGGAUCAACCCUACUCCUCGGCCAGAGCGUCCAGUGUGCGCUCUGAGAGCGUAACUCUCUGAAUUUACGAAUGGACAAUCUGACAACGCUCUGAAUUUACGAACACCCAGAGCACACUCUGGCACUCCAGAUUAAAUUUACGAACACACCCUAUGUGUCAUGAGUUGGCUGAAGUCUAUGUUGACAUGCCAACUUUUGAUUGUCGCAGCAGCUGUCAAGAUGGCUGUCGGGCAUUGUGCCAGCACCAGCAAGUAGCUUACCUCGUCACUGGAACGACACUAAUAGUGUUUUAAAGCUCAGACACAGCCCAUUUGAGUUAAGGCCUAGUUGAUUUUAUUAAUCAGGGAUUUUCUGUCAUUGAAAUCCUUGGGCGGCCGCCUAAGCGUUUCUUUUUUGGAUGGCCUAAAAUAACACAAAAACUAAAUUGUUUUCGGGAUGGAAAAACGCUUUUAAAUUACUAAAACCAUAUAUAAAGUAUGUAGAAAAGAUAAUGGACCUAUAUAUAUAUUUUAAGCUGCAAAAUGUCACUUUUUGGAUGUCUGAUCAAAUUGGCAUAGAAAUGUGAGUUAUAGAUCUGUCAUUCUCAUUGAAUGCAAGUUUAAGAAGUGGUUGAUAUGUUCCAUGUGCGCCAUUUCUAUGCCUCUCAUUCUUAAGUUUCGAUUUUGCAUCUCUUACUUCUCAGUUUUGUACACCAGCUUCAAACAGCUGAAAAAUACAAUAUUUUUGGUUAUUGAAAAUAUAUUUCACAGCGGUUUAGAUGGUACUAUGAUUCUCUAUGUCAUAUAAACUGAAAUUAGGCAAACUAUUAGAAUUUUAGCAACCAGGAAUAGGUGGAGCAAUUUCUGCAUAUUGCACUUUUAAUAAUAUAAUCUUUGAGAAUUUACAAUCACCAAAAUAAAAACGACACAGUCAGGGAGAUUAAAAUAUAUAUAUGUACAAUGUAUUGAUUUUGCUAUUAUGUUUGAGAUAAUGAACAUAGCAUUAGCAAUGCAUAGAAUUGCAUGAAAUAUGCUUUCAAACUGCAACAUUUUCCCUCAGUUGCAAGUCAAAAUGUGUGUAGUAUUGCAGGAAAUUAGCUUUAAGAUGCAAAAAUGUCUACAUCGCCAAGAUAGGGGCCUCUAAACACCCCGGUUCAUAAGUUUCUACAAGGUCCUUAAAGCAAUAGACCUAUCUUUACUUUGGGGGCUUAUUGUGGGUGUAUGGCAUUUUGUUUCUGCUCUUGGAGGUGGCACUUUGAAUCAAUCCUGCAAUCCCUAUAGGAAAACAGUCUGCUACUUCCGACUCGCAAGCAAUUACAAGUUUGAAUCAAGUUUGAAUAGCCUGUAUGGUGGUCACACUCUGUUUAGUCCAUAUUGAUCGUACGUUCAGAGCCUUAGGGUAAUUAAUCAGUCUUGACUCCGCUAAUGACUCCAUUUCGGUCUUAAGCUAUCUUGUGUAAUGGUCUAGACUCCAAAGCCAAGUUACCUUAGUUCAACCACAGUCAACUGAACACAUUCAUGACCAUUUGGAGGUACAAAACUGUUAGGCUACCUAGAAAUGUUCUGUAUGUAGAUCCAGGUGUGGUUAGUGUAUUGUUCAGCCUUUUGCCUUUUGAGGAUCUAAUGCUAUAGCCUAAGUCAUUCUAGUAUUCGUCUUGGCAAUGAAGACCGGUGUUACAAGUGUGAUUAGGGUCCCACAUAUUUAGGCCUAUAACUACACUACCGCCAAAUUGAAUCUGGUGUUGAUCCUUAUUCAUUGUCUUUCAAUCUGUGCUUGUUACAAAAAAUAAUCACAGUAGCUUUGUUGCUGUACCCACUAGGCUUUCUAUAGUGUGAUUCCACUCUGUCUAAAUGAACAAUCAUCACUCACUUACAGCAAACAUUACUCAAUGUGCCAUAAUUGAUCAAAUAGAAAGCCCCAAAUAACACUGAACCUAGUAUGGAACAGUGUUCAGCGUUAAUUGUAUGAAUCUAUCGUUGGUAUCAGUGGGGGAUAAGCAGUGACACUGAGUAACAGAUAAUCGCUUUCUUGUAACGGCGCCAGCGGCUGCAUUAGCUAACCUAGACCUUUGUGAAGCAACUCAAUGAUGAGGGGGAAUGAUUGAUGCAGAAAUCUCUAGAAUUAUUAUCCAACAAGCCAGUGUUUUGAUUUGAAGUGCUUAGAGUACCAUAGGAAUAAGCAGCGAAGGCUUAAGUAGGCUACCUGUCUGUCCCAGAUAAAGAAUGUUUGCUAAAUGUUGUCAGAGUUACUACAUCUUUGAGACUGCAGAUGGCAUUAUACACCUACGCAGGCCUCAGUCCCAUGUGCUUGUCCAACUCGAUGGUCCUCUGCCAAAUAGGGCAACACCGCAUCAUCUGUAAUUGAACUCUGGGAAAGAUUAGCCGAGGAUUCCAAGGAUUCCAAUUUACUUUUGGGAGAAAAUGAAUUGAAAUUGUUUCUGCUGUGCAAAUCCCCACAGAUCUGGAGUUGCUUAGACCAAUCUGGAGUUGCUCAGACCAUCUACAAACUAUUGGCCUACAUGUAUUAAAGCUAUGCAAGCUGAAACUCUGACAUAUAGUAACUCCUCAGCCUCCCUAUGUGUUAAAGUAAGCCUCGAUGUUGCAGUUUACACUUGGCCUAAUGAAACUUAGUCUGUAUUUAUGAAGAUCUGCAAAUAAUCUGUAUGAACCAAAAGUAUAAAUAUGUUAGGUCUACCCUUACUUUUUCAACCUCUGUACCACAAGUGUUCUACUAUGAUUUUAAUAUUGGGCGAUUCCAGCGUUAUGGAUUAUACAUUUGGACGCAAAAUUACAACUUUAAGGUCUCAGAGAAUGCACGAACAAAAUUUAAAUUAAACAUUUGAUGUGUGUGUCUAUAGCACCCCUUGGGGGGGGGAGUGUACUCCUAUAACCAAAAAAGCGGGCUUCUAAAUAUUGGCAUGUUGGAGAAAUAAAGCAAAUAAGAGGCGUUGUGGAUCUUAGCCUACAUGUAAUGGACAAGCGUUUGGGGGAGACUGAACAUAUUACCAAAAGUCUGAGUUUGUAAGGCUUAGGUCAAAACAUAGAUAGCCAUUUUCGAAGGAAAGGCGUGGUUGAACACAAAAACGAUAAUUACGAAAAGAUUGUGAUUUCCAUUAUUACUUUAGAGAGGAAAAAUGACCUUUAUGGAUGGUACAGAGUCUGAAAUAGACAUUAAAAUUUAAACAGAUUUGUGACCGACCGACUCGAUUCGGUCUUAUGUAGCAAAAUUUGAAAUUGUGUUUUUUACAUUGGAUAAAAGUAGAGACUCAGAGCUAUAAAAUGGUAAAUAAUACACUACAGUUGAGGAACAAUGGGAAAGUAAUUCUGCUUUGAAAGUUGAUUAACUUGUAACCUCACUUUUGAGAAAAUAGUCCUUGAAUGUUUUGGUACCUACUGGAGAGCUCUUCUUUGUCUACACCCAUUCAGCAUCAUUCACACCCUCUUAAGCUUUAGCCUCACCCAUCUCUAAGGAUUCACAUGUGAGGCUAUGUACUAAACAAGCAAAGAUUUCAAGACUAAAGGCUGGCUUAUACUACGGGUGUGUUUGUAAAUUUUAUCUGGCGUGCCAGAGUGUGUUGUGGGCGUUCGUAAAUUCAGAGCGUUUCGCUCUCGGAGCGUUCAGCGUGCACACUGGAUGCACUGGAUGAAAAGUAGGGUUGAUCCGAGCGUUCUGUCCUAACAGCAGUCAAGCACCCAAGCUAACUAGCUAACAUUGGCUAGCUUGCUAGCAACUUCCAGACACAAAUGAGAGAACAGCUCACUCUGACCUUUUUACUUGCCCUAGCAGAGCUGAUUAGGCUGUUUUUAUGUUAUCCAGAGCGUUGGUGACUGCAACUGUGCUGCUGGCAACCACAUGACAAUGAUUUUGAGAUAUGAAGACGUUAUUAUAAAUUAAAUGAAACUGUUUCACAAAAAAUGUGCAUAUGAAAACCAUAACUGGCACACAGAUCGGUAGAAAUGGUAAGAUAAAUUGGCAUUCCACAUGAGAAAGGUUGCUGACUCCUCAUGUAGCCUAUUCCCGGCAACUAUAGGAGAGUAACGGCAGAAUCUGCGAAAGCCAGCAGGAGCGGGAGGAGAAUAUUUGGGGCAGGUUAAAGUUUGUUUCUUCUGGUUAUCUAGAUCUCUGGCGCCCUCUUGAGGCAUUUGUCUUAUUUCAUCAAACCGUAAGCAUCAGACAAGCUCAAUGAAUAUAGUUGAUUUUAUUAAAACACAUAAAGGUGUGUCUAUAUAUGGAAAAAUAUACGUUUAAAAAAUGUUGACCAAUCGAUAAGUCGAAAGAACAGACGACUUUCGGUCGACCAAGAUAUUUUUUUUGGUCGGGGACAGCCCUACAUAAAAUACACACAAAUUAGCUCUCAGAGCAUGCGUGACUGUGUGAGUACACACACACAGCAUGUGUCUGGCACACAUGUACAUAAACUUCCCUCAGUGUGCAGUCUGCACCCACAAACACAUACAUUUCAUUUCCCUCAGUGCACAAACAGCAGGGAUGCUGUACAGUUAAUCGCCACAAGGGAAUGCUGGCACUAAUUACAUGGCUUGGACAGUAAAAGCCCUGAUAUCCAUUAUGGAUGAAGGGCUGGUGACAGGCACUGAGUGGGGUGAAGUUGAGUAAGUUCUAAUGCAAGAGUCAGUGAACUGAAUGGGAGCUGGGUGAAAGCAGGGGAGCUCACACAGCAGGCUACUGUGGGAAGCAGGUGUCACAUGGCAUGGCGAGCAACAGGCAGCCCCUGUCGCGAAGGAUACUACAGCCUGAUUACCUCGGAGGGGACUGCACCAUCGGACAAUGUAGCUUAAAAGAGGACACAUUUCCAGACUCUGAGGUUAUCCUACAGCACUAGACCUCAAUGCAGCUCUACCUAGUGCAUGCAGCUUUAGAGUUAGCAGGGGUCUGCAGCAUGUGUCCUGCCCCGGGGGCAAUUUUUCUCCUCGCCACCUGCUUUGUAUUUGUAUUUAUUAUGGAUCCCCAUUAACUGCUGCCAAGGCAGCAGCUACUCUUCCUGGGGUCCAGCAAAAUUAAGGCAGUUAUACAUUUAAAAAACAUUACAAUACAUUCAUAACAGAUUUCACAACAUAUUAAGUUUGUGCCCUCAGGCCUCUGCUCUACUACCACAUAUCUAUAACACAAAAUCCAUGUGUACAUGUGUGUAUAGUGCGUAUGUUAUUGUGUGUUUGUAUGCAUGUGUCUAUGUUUGUGUUGCUUCACAGUCCCUGCUGUUCCAUAAGGUGUAUUUUUAUGUUUUUUAAAUCUAAUUUUACUGCUGGCAUGAGUUACUUGAUGUGGAAUAGAGUUCCAUGUAGUCAUGGCUCUAUGUAGUACUGUGCGCCUCCCAUAGUCUGUUCUUGACUUGGGGACCGUGAAGAGAACUCUGGUGGCAUGUCUUGUGGGGUAUGCAUGUCUGAGCUGUGUGACAGUAGUUCAAACAGACAGCUCGAUUCAUUCAACAUGUCAGUACCUCUCACAAAUACAAGUAGUGAUGAAGUCAGUCUGUUCUCCACUUUGAGCCAGGAGAGAUUGACAUGCAUAUUAUUAAUGUUAGCUCUUUGUGUACAUCCAAGGGCCAGCCGUGUUGCCCUGUCCUGAGCCAAUUGCAAUUUUCCUAAGUCCCUCUUUGUGGCACCUGACCACACGACUGAACAGUAGUCCAGGUGUGACAAAACUAGGGCCUGUAGGACCUGCCUUGUUGAUAGUGCUGUUAAGAAUGCAGAGCAGUGCUUUAUUAUAAACAGACUUCUCCCCAUCCUAGCUACUGUUGUAUCAAUAUGUUUUAACCAUGACAGUUUACAUUCCAGGGUUACUCCAAGCAAUUUAGUCUCCUCAACUUGCUCAAUUUCCACAUUAUUCAUUACAAGAUUUAGUUGAGGUUUAGUAAAUGAUUUGUCCCAAAUACAAUACUUUUAGUUUUUGAAAUAUUUAGGACUAACUUAUUCCUUGCCACCCAUUCUGAAACUAACUGCAGCUCUUUGUUAAGUGUUGCUGUCGUUUCAGUCGCUGUGGUAGCUGACAUGUAUAGUGUUGAGUCAUUCACAUACAUAGACACACUGGCUUUACUCAAAGCCAGUGGCAUGUCGUUAGUAAAGAUUGAAAAAAGUAGGGGGCCUAGACAGCUGCCCUGGGGAAAUCCUGAUUCUACCUGGAUUUUGUUGGCGAGGCUUCCAUUAAAGAACACCCUCUGUGUUCUGUUAGAAAGGUAACUCUUUAUCCACAAUGUAGCAGGGGGUGUAAAGCCAUAACACAUACGUUUUUCCAGCAACAGUCUAUGAUCGAUAAUGUCAAAAGCCGCACUGAAGUCUAACAAACAGCCCCCACAAUCUUUUUAUCAUCAAUUUCUCUCAGCCAAUCAUCAGUCAUUUGUGUAAGUGCUGUGCUUGUUGAAUGUCCUUCCCUAUAAGUGUACUGAAAGUCUGUUGUCAAUUUGUUUACUGUGAAAUAGCAUUUUAUCUCGACAAACACAAUUUUUCCCAAAAGUUUACUACGGGUUGGUAACAGGCUGAUUGGUCGGCUAUUUGAGCCAGUUAAGGGGGCUUUACUAUUCUUAGGUAGGGUAAUAACUUUUGCUUCCCUACAGACCUGAGGGCACACAUUUUCUAGUAGGCUUAAAUUGAAGAUAUGGCAAAUAGGAGUGGCAAUAUCGUCCGCUGUUAUCCUUUGAUGUGGCCCCCCAACUUGUGAUCCCAUUUUGGCAAGGAAUGUUCCUAACAACCCACCCUAUCUAUAGGCUAUUUUGCUUUAUGGCCAGUUAAAGUAGAAAAUUGCAUGAAUUAUGGCCAUUACAGAGUAGGAGGCCAAGUCUCGAAUAAGGCUUUUCAGUCAAUCAUAUUUCAUGGAUUUUUCUAAAUGGCUCACAGAGCUUGUUAAUCCACUCACAGCUGUCAUGUUUGUUAUGAAACUGAGAUGCUAAUGAAGUAAUACAGACCGAAUUGAAGUGUUGAGUUAGGCAGGUUGCCUAGCGGUUAAGAGCAUUGGGCCAGUAACCGAAAAGUAGCUGGUUCGAAAUCCCCAAGCCGAAAAGGUGUAAAAAUGUACCCUUGGGCAAGGCACUUAACCCUAAUUGCUCCUGUAAGUCGCUCUGGAUAAGAGUGUCUGCUAAAUGACUUUUUUAAAUUAUUUUUAAAUUGCUAGUUCUACAGUAUUGUGAAUAUGUGAUUGGAACAGGCAAUGUAACAUCCACAAACGUUUUUGUAAAACAUGCCCCUUACAUUGGACCGUUCUGAAACUUUGUCUGCAAAGCUUUACUUUCCUUAAGGUUUUAAAUGGUCUAUAAUUGGUUUCUCUCUUUUUAUUGUCAGUAUCCCUUUUCAGCAUUAUGAUAUCCAUAACGGUUGUGGAUUUGAUGGAUAUGGAUGUAUCAUCUUCAGAAGCAUGUGCAUUAACCACAUUGUGUGUGCUUGUUCUGAUAUGUAUUCUUUAGACUUUUACUAAAGCAAUUGUUGAUACAUUGAAAAUGAUGUGAUACCUUAGAAAUAUAUGCAGAAAUGCAUUCCUCAUACAUGGCAGUAGUGGUUUUUUUUUUAGAUAGAAAGAUCAGAAGAGUGUUUAUCCACAAUCUGUGAAUAGUCCUGGCUUGUGUUAUUCAAAUGAAACCCCCUAAAAUCUGCUGACUUAAUUCUGUGUCCAGAAAAGUGGACUGGUGGUAUAGACGUAGGCCUCAUUUGCAUACUUUUAUAUAAUAUUUAAGAAAAGGUGUAGUACCAAAAAAUAUAAUAUUUGUCUACAUUUAACUGGUCAUGGUUCAUUUUGAUAUACACUACCAGUCAAAAGUUUGGACACACCUACUCAUUCAAGGGUUGUUCUUUAUUUUUAAAAAAUGUGUACAUUGUAGAAUAAUCGUGAAGAUAUCAAAACUAUGAAAUAACACAUAUGGAAUCAUAUAGUAACCAAAAAAGUGUUAAACAAAUCAAAAUAUAUUUGAGAUUCUUCAAAUAGCCACCCUCUGGCUUGAUGACAGCUUUGCACACUCUUGGCAUUCUCUCAGCCAGCUUCAUGAGGUAGUCACCUGGAAUGCAUUUCAAUUCAACAGGUGUGCCUUCUUAAAAGUUCAUUUGUGGAAUUUAUUUCCUUCUUAAUGCGUUUGAGCCAAUCAGUUAUGUUGUGACAAGGUAGGGGUGGUAUACAGAAGAUAGCCCUAUUUGGUAAAAGACCAAGUCCAUAUUAUGGCAAGAACAGCUCAAAUAAGCAAAGAGAAACGACAGUCCAUCAUUACUUUAAGACAUGAAGGUCAGUCAAUCUGGAAAAUUUCAAGAACUUUGAAAGUUUCUUCAAGUGCAGUCGCAAAAACCAUCAAGCGCUAUGAUGAAACUGGCUCUCAUGAGGACCGCCACAGGAAAGGAAGAUCCAGAGUUACCUCUGCUGCAGAGGAUAAGUUCAUUAGAGCUACCAGCCUCAGUAAUUGCAGCCCAAAUAAAUGCUUCACUGAGUUCAAGUAACAGAAACAUCUCAACAUCAACUGUUCAGAGGAGACAGGCCUUCAUGGUCGAAUUACUGCAAAGAAACCACUGCAAAAGGAAACCAAUAAGAAGAAGAGACCUGCUUGGGCCAAGAAACAUGAGCAAUGGACAUUAGACUGCUGGAAAUUUGUCCUUUGGUCUGGAGUCCAAAUUUGAGAUUUUUGGUUCCAACCGCUGUGUCUUUGUGAGAUGCGGUGUGGGUGAACGGAUGAUCUCCGCAUGUGUAUUUCCCACAGUAAAGCAUGGAGGAGGAGGUGUUAUGGUGUGGGGGUGCUCUGCUGGUGACACUGUCUGUGAUUUAUUUAGAAUUCAAGGCACACUUAACCAGCAUGGCUACCACAGCAUUCUGCAGCGAUACGCCAUCCAAUCUGGUUUGGGUUUAGUGGGACUAUCAUUUGUUUUUCAGCAGGACAAUGACCCAACACACCUCCAGGCUGUGUAAGGGCUAUUUUACCAAGAAGGAGAGUGAUGGAGUGCUGCAUCAGAUGACCUGGCCUCCACAAUCCCCCGACCUCAACCCAAUUGAGAUGGUUUGGGAUGAGUCGGACCGCCGAGUGAAGGAAAAGCAGCCAACAAGUGCUCAGCAUAUGUGGGAACUCCUUCAAGACUGUUGGAAAAGCAUUCCUCAUGAAGCUGGUUGAGAGAAUGCUAAAAGUGUGCAAAGCUGUCAUCAAGGCAAUGGGUGGCUAUUUGAAGAAUCUCAAAUAUAUUUUGAUUUGUUUAACACUUUUUUGGUUACUAUAUGAUUCCAUAUGUGUUAUUUCAUAGAUUUCUUCACUAUUAUUCUAUAGUGUUAAAAAUUAAGAAAAACCCUUGAAUGAGUAGGUGCUGUAUGUGUGUGUGUGUGUGUGUGUAUGUAUAUAUAUGUGUAUAUAUAUAUAUAUAUAUAUAUAUAUAUAUACAUACACACACACACACACACACACACACACACACACACACACACACACACACACACACACACACACACACACACACACACACACACACACACACACACACACACACACACACACACAGUGGGGAGAACAAGUAUUUGAUACACUGCCGAUUUUGCAGGUUUUCCUACUUACAAAGCAUGUAGAGGUCUGUAAUUUUUAUCAUAGGUACACUUCAACUGUGAGAGACGGAAUCUAAAACAAAAAUCCAGAAAAUCACAUUGUAUGAUUUUUAAGUAAUUAAUUUGCAUUUUUUUGCAUGACAUAAGUAUUUGAUCACCUACCAACCAGUAAGAAUUCCGUCUCUCACAGACCUGUUAGUUUUUCUUUAAGAAGCCCUCCUGUUUUCCACUCAUUACCUGUAUUAACUGCACCUGUUUGAACUCGUUACCUAUAUAAAAGACACCUGUCCACACACUCAAUCAAACAGACUCCAACCUCUCCACAAUGGUCAAGACCAGAGAGCUGUGUAAGGACAUCAGGGAUAAAAUUGUAGACCUGCACAAGGCUGGGAUUGGCUACAGGACAAUAGGCAAGCAGCUUGGUGAGAAGGCAACAACUGUUGGCGCAAUUAUUAGAAAAUGGAAGAAGUUCAAGAUGACGGUCAAUCACCCUCGGUCUGGGGCUCCAUGCAAGAUCUCACCUUGUGGGGCAUCAAUGAUCAUGAGGAAGGUGAGGGAUCAGCCCAGAACUACACGGCAGGACCUGGUCAAUGACCUGAAGAGAGCUGGGACCACAGUCUCAAAGAAAACCAUUAGUAACACACUACGCCGUCAUGGAUUAAAAUCCUGCAGCGCACGCAAGGUCCCCCUGCUCAAGCCAGCGCAUGUCCAGGCCCGUCUGAAGUUUGCCAAUGACCAUCUGGAUGAUCCAGAGGAGGAAUGGGAGAAGGUCAUGUGGUCUGAUGAGACAAAAAUAGAGCUUUUUGGUCUAAACUCCACUCGCCGUGUUUGGAGGAAGAAGAAGGAUGAGUACAACCCCAAGAACACCAUCCCAACCGUGAAGCAUGGAGGUGGAAACAUCAUUCUUUGGGGAUGCUUUUCUGCAAAGGGGACAGGACGACUGCACCGUAUUGAGGGGAGGAUGGAUGGGGCCAUGUAUCGCGAGAUCUUGGCCAACAACCUUCUUCCCUCAGUAAGAGCAUUGAAGAUGGGUCAUGGCUGGGUCUUCCAGCAUGACAACGACCCGAAACGCACAGCCAGGGCAACUAAGGAGUGGCUCCGUAAGAAGCAUCUCAAGGUCCUGGAGUGGCCUAGCCGGUCUCCAGACCUGAACCCAAUAGAAAAUCUUUGGAGGGAGCUGAAAGUCCGUAUUGCCCAGCGACAGCCCCGAAACCUGAAGGAUCUGGAGAAGGUCUGUAUGGAGGAGUGGGCCAAAAUCCCUGCUGCAGUGUGUGCAUACCUGGUCAAGACCUACAGGAAACGUAUGAUCUCUGUAAUUGCAAACAAAGAUUUCUGUACCAAAUAUUAAGUUCUGCUUUUCUGAUGUAUCAAAUACUUAUGUCAUGCAAUAAAAUGCAAAUUAAUUACUUAAAAAUCAUACAAUGUGAUUUUCUGGAUUUUUGUUUUAGAUUCCGUCUCUCACAGUUGAAGUGUACCUAUGAUAAAAAUGACAGACCUCUACAUGCUUUGUAAGUAGGAAAACCUGCAAAAUCGGCAGUGUAUCAAAUACUUGUUCUCCCCACUGUGUGUAUGUGUGUAUAUAUAUAUAUAUAUAUAUAUAUAUAUAUAUAUAUAUAUAUAUAUAUAUAUAUACAUACACACACAUACAUACAUACAUACAUACAUACAGUGAGGGGAAAAAGUAUUUGAUCCCCUGCUGAUUUUGUAAGUUUGCCCACUGACAAAGACAUGAUCAGUCUAUAAUUUUAAUGGUAGGUUUAUUUGAACAGUGAGAGACAGAAUAACAACAAAAAAAUACAGAAAAACGCAUGUCAAAAAUGUUAUAAAUUGAUUUGCAUUUUAAUGAGGGAAAUAAGUAUUUGACCCCUCUGCAAAACAUGACUUAGUACAUGGUGGCAAAACCCUUGUUGGCAAUCACAGAGGUCAGACGUUUCUUGUAGUUGGCCACCAGGUUUGCACACAUCUCAGGAGGGAUUUUGUCCCACUCCUCUUUGCAGAUCUUCUCCAAGUCAUUAAGGUUUCGAGGCUGACCUUUGGCAACUCGAACCUUCAGCUCCAUCCACAUAUUUUCUAUGGGAUUAAGGUCUGGAGACUGACUAGGCCACUCCAGGACCUUAAUGUGCUUCUUCUUGAGCCACUCCUUUGUUGCCUUGGCCGUGUGUUUUGGGUCAUUGUCAUGCUGGAAUACCCAUCCACGACCCAUUUUCAAUGCCCUGGCUGAGGGAAGGAGGUUUUCACCCAAGAUUUGACGGUACAUGGCCCCGUCCAUCGUCCCUUUGAUGCGGUGAAGUUGUCCUGUCCCCUUAGCAGAAAAACACCCCCAAAGCAUAAUGUUUCCACCUCCAUGUUUGACGGUGGGGAUGGUGUUCUUGGGGUCAUAGGCAGCAUUCCUUCUCCUCCAAACACGGCGAGUUGAUGCCAAAGAGCUCGAUUUUGAUCUCAUCUGACCACAACACUUUCACCCAGUUCUCCUCUGAAUCAUUCAGAUGUUCAUUGGCAAACUUCAGACGAGCCUGUAUAUGUGCUUUCUUGAGCAGGGGGACCUUGCGGGCGCUACAGGAUUUCACUCCUUCACGGCGUAGUGUGUUACCAAUUGUUUUCUUGGUGAUUAUGGUCCCAGCUGCCUUGAGAUCAUUGACAAGAUCCUCCCGUGUAGUUCUGGGCUGAUUCCUCACCGUUCUCAUGAUCAUUGCAACUCCACGAGGUGAGAUCUUGCAUGGAGCCCCAGGCCGAGGGAGAUUGACAGUUAUUUUGUGUAUCUUCAAUUUGUGAAUAAUCGCACCAACUGUUGUCACCUUCUCACCAAGCUGCUUGGCGAUGGUCUUGUAGCCCAUUCCAGCCUUGUGUAGGUCUACAAUCUUGUCCCUGACAUCCCUUGGAGAGCUCUUUGGUCUUGGCCAUGGUGGAGAGUUUGGAAUCUGAUUGAUUGAUUGCUUCUGUGGACAGGUGUCUUUUUAUACAGGUAACAAACUGAGAUUAGGAGCACUCCCUUUAAGAGUGUGCUCCUAAUCUCAGCUCAUUACCUGUAUAAAAGACACCUGGGAGCCAGAAAUCUUUCUGAUUGAGAGGGGGUCAAAUACUUAUUUCCCUCAUUAAAAUGCAAAUCAAUUUAUAACAUUUUUGACAUGCUUUUUUCUGGAUUUUUUUGUUGUUAUUCUGUCUCUCACUGUUCAAAUAAACCUACCAUUAAAAUUAUAGACUGAUCAUUUCUUUGUCAGUGGGCAAACGUACAAAAUCAGCAAGGGAUCAAAUACUUUUUUCCCUAACUGUGUGUGUAUGUAUGUAUGUAUGUAUGUAUGUAUGUAUGUAUGUAUGUGUGUGUAUAUAAAUAUAUACACACACACACACACACACACACACACACACACACAAAUUAGCGUUUGGCCAUCUUUCGAGACUUUCAUAGAUCCAGAUGUGUUUUUCUUCCAUUUGUUCCUAAAGACAUCACUUUGCACACUAAUAUUUAGGAGUUGGAGGAUAAUUGUAGACGGCAAAAGCUUUAUGGGGGGUGAAAACUGCGGCUCAUCCAUAUACCCAAUUACCCAUGCGUUUAAGUCAUUAGAUGUUUGACAUCGAGGAAGUUUAAAAAAUGUAAUCCUUUUAGUGGGUAUUUAAAAGAUUAGGGGGAGCCACAACAGGAAGCAAACUGUUGUUUAUUAGGGGCCUAUGUACGGCAAGGAUUCACAUUCGCAUCGGCGGUUGAUAGCUCCGGGACGCAUGCAAUGUUUCACACCGGCUUUACCAAGCUAUGUAGCACUACUGUAGGUAUUUUUCUGCUUUGCAUAUUUUUUCCCGCUGAAAAUUCUUGAAUUGGAAACGCCAACUAAAGUAGUUGAUUCUUGGGUAGGCCUAAUCUAACAGAAAAGGCUAAUUUAACUAAUCAUCAAAGAUAAUUUGAAGUUGAUUUGUGGUUGCUUUUUUUGAAGGAAUGUAAAGUUUAGCAUAGCAUUUAGCCUAGUUUGUUGUGAUAAAUGUAAUAUAGGCAGUGUUCAGUGUAGCAUAGCAUCUAGCCUUAAACCUAGAAUUUAGCCAAGUUUGUUGGACCGCCUAUUAAACAGCCCAUACUCACUGUAAUCUCUGUAUUUAACCUCACUGACCCUGCCUUGCCUUUUUGUCUGUUCUUCUUCCCUGCUCUCCCUGUGUGACCCCAGUUGGCUGACUACCGACAGAGGAAAGCUCACGCAGACAGACAGAAGAAGCAGAAGAAGAAAAAGAGGAGAGAAACAGACGACGACCCAGGUGGAGAUGGACCGGGGAGAGGGGCGGCCAAGCAGGAGUUGGAUCAGUCGGUAGGGGAGGAGGUGACGGGGAGUGGGGGGGAGGUCGGAGGAGGAGGAAGAGGGGAACCGGACCCCCCCACCACAGAGUUUACCUUCGCCAGGACCCUGCGUAGUGGUGAGACGGUCAAACAUGACCAGACUUACACCAUAGAGGUAAGGCCAAAAACCUCUGGACCAUCCCUAACCAUUGAUUGACCAUUUGAAUUUAGCUUCUCCUAGCAUGCAGGCGUUCUUGAUAUGGAGAGUCUGAGUUGAAUAGACUAGAGAAACUGGCUUGGCUCAGUAGUGUGAAAAGGGAUGAGAACUGGUACUUCCCCUGGCCCUGAAAUUACGGUUUAUUAAAAUGAUAUUGGUCUUCUAUGCUGAAUUUCUCAACUUGAUCUUAGACAGUGUGAAUUGUUGAGCUAAUCAACCGCUCAUCAGGACCUACAGUGGCUUGCGAAAGUAUUCACCCCCCUUGGCAUUUUUCCUAUUUUGUUGCCUUACAACCUGGAAUUAAAAUUGAUUUUUUGGGGGGUUUGUAUCAUUUCAUUUUCACAACAUGCCUACCACUUUGAAGAUGCAAAAUAUUUUUGGGGUGAAACAAACAAGAAAUAUUACAAAAAAAACAGAACUUGAGCGUGCAUAACUAUUCACCCCCCCAAAGGCAAUACUUUGUAGAGCCACCUUUUGCAGCAGUUACAGCUGCACGUCUCUUGGGGUAUGUCUCUAUAAGCUUAGCACAUCUAGCCACUGGGAUUUUUGCCCAUUCUUCAAGGCAAAACUGCUCCAGCUCCUUCAAGUUGGAUGGGUUCCGCUGGUGUACAGCAAUCUUUAAGUCAUACCACAGAUUCUCAAUUGGAUUGAGGUCUGGGCUUUGACAAGGCAUUUAAAUGUUUCCCCUUAAACCACUUGAGUGUUGCUUUAGCAGUAUGCUUAGGUUCAUUGUCCUGCUGGAAGACUUCCAUUCUCAAAUCUCUGGAAGACUGAAACAGGUUUCCCUCAAGAAUUUCCGUAUUUAGCGCCAUCCAUCAUUCCUUCAAUUCUGACCAGUUUCCCAGUCCCUGCCGAUGAAAAACAUCCCCACAGCAUGAUGCGGCCACCACCAUGCUUCACUGUAGGGAUGGUGUUCUCGGGGUGAUGAGAGGUGUUGGGUUUGCACCAGACAUAGUGUUUUCCUUGAUGGCCAAAAAGCUCAAUUUUAGUCUCAUCUGACCAGAGUACCUUCUUCCAUAUGUUUGGGGAGUCUCCCACAUAGCUUUUGGCGAACACCAAACGUGUUUGCUUAUUUUUCUCUGUAAGCAAUGGCUUUUUUCUGGCCACUCUUCCGUAAAGCCCAACUCUGUGGAGUGUAUGGCUUAAAGUGGUCCUAUGGACAGAUACUCCAAUCUCUGCUGUGGAGCUCUGCAGCUCCUUCAGGAUUAUCUUUGGUCUCUUUGUUGCCACUCUGAUUAAUGCCCUCGUUGCCUGGUCCGUGAAUUUUAGUGGGCGGCCCUCUCUUGGCAGGUUUGUUGUGGUGCCAUAUUCUUUCAAUUUAUAAUGGAUUUAAUGGUGCUCCGUGUGAUGUUCAACGUUUCUGAUAUUUUUUUAUAACCCAACCCUGAUCUGUACUUCUCCACAACUUUGUCCCUGACCUGUUUGGAGAGCUCGUAGGUCUUCAUGUCGCUGCUUGCUUGGUGGUGCCCCUUGCUUAGUGGUGUUGCAGACUCUGGGGCCUUUCAGAACAGGUGUAUACAGUGAGGGAAAAAAGUAUUUGAUCCCCUGCUGAUUUUGUACAUUUGCCCACUGACAAAGAAAUGAUCAGUCUAUAAUUUUAAUGGUAGGUUUAUUUGUACAGUGAGAGACAGAAAAACAACAAAAGAAUCCAGAAAAACGCAUGUCAAAAAUGUUAUAAAUUGAUUUGCAUUUUAAUUAGGGAAAUAAGUAUUUGACCCCCCAUAGUGAUCUGAGUAUGUAGGGAUGCAACUUGGACAUAAGUAAUUUGACCCCCCUCAACAACCCUACACAAGGCUGGAAUGGGCUACAAGACCAUAGCCAAGCAGCUUGGUGAGAAGGUGAAAAACCAGUUGGUUUGAGAUUACUUCCGCAAAUGGAGAAAAACGACCAAAAUAACUGUCAUCUCCCUCGACCAUGGGCAUCCAUGCAAAGAUCUCAACCUCGGGGAGUUGGCCAAUGAUCAUGAAACUUUGAGGAAUCAGCCCAGAAAAUAGACGGGAGGAUCUUGUCAAUGAUCUCAAGGCAGCUGGGACCAUAGUCACCAAGAAAACCAUUGGUAACACACUAUGCCGUGAAGGUUGAAAUCCGCAGCGCCCCGCAAGGGUCCACCUGCCUCAGAAAGCACAUAUACAGGGCCGUCUGAAGUUUGCCAAUGAACAUCUGAAUGAUUCAGAGGAGAACUGGGUGAAAGUGUUGUGGUCAGAUGAGACCAAAAUGGAGCUCUUUGGCAUCAACUCAACUCGCCGUGUUUGGAGGAGGAGGAUUGCUGCCUAUGACCCCAAGAACACCAUCCCCACCGUCAAACAUGGAGGUGGAAACAUUAUGCUUUGGGAGUGUUUUUCUGCUAAGGGGACAGGACAACUUCACCGCAUCAAAGGGACGAUGGACAGGGCCAUGUACCGUCAAAUCUUGGGUGAGAACAUCCUUCCCUCAGCCAGGGCAUUGAAAAUGGGUCGUGGAUGGGUAUUCCAGCAUGACAAUGACCCAAAACACACGGCCAAGGCAACAAAGGAGUGGCUCAAGAAGAAGCACAGUAAGGUCCUGGAGUGGCCUAGCCAGUCUCCAGAUCUUAAUCCCAUAGAAAAUCUGUGGAGGGAGCUGAAGGUUCGAGUUGCCAAACGUCAGCCUCGAAACCUUAAUGACUUGGAGAAGAUCUGCAAAGAGGAGUGGAACAAAAUCCAUUUACAUUACAUUUUUACAUUUAAGUCAUUUAGCAGACGCUCUUAUCCAGAGCGACUUACAGGAGCAAUUAGGGUGAAGUGCCUUGCUCAAGGGCACAUCGACAGAUUUUUCACCUAGUCGGCUCGGGGAUUAGAACCAGAGACCUUUCGGUUACUGGCACAACGCUCUUAACCACUAAACUACCUGCCGCACAUCCCUCCUGAGAUGUGUGCAAACCUGGUGGCCAACUACAAGAAAGGUCUGACCUCUGUGAUUGCCAACAAGGGUUUUGCCACCAAGUACUAAGUCAUGUUUUGCAGAGGGGUCAAAUACUUAUUUCCCUCAUUAAAAUGCACAUCAAUUUAUAACAUUUUUGACAUGCGUUUUUCUGGAUUUUUUGGUUGUUAUUCUGUCUCUCACUGUUCAAAUAAACCUACCAUUAAAAUUAUAGACUGAUCAUGACUUUGUCAGUGGGCAAACGUACAAAAUCAGCAGGAGAUCAAAUACUUUUUUCCCCCACUGUAUAUACUGAGCUCAUGUGACAGAUCAUGUGACACUUAGAUUGCACACGGGUGGACUUUAUUUAAGUGAUUAUGUGACUUCUGAAGGUAAUUGGUUGAACCAGAUCUUAUUUAGGUGCUUCAUAGCAAAGGGGGUGAAUACAUAUGCACGCACCACUUUUCCGUUAUUUAUUUUUUUGAAUUCUUUGAAACAAGUUAUUUUUUUCAUUUCACUUCACCAAUUUGGACUAUUUUGUGUGUCCAUUUCAUGAAAUCCAAAUAAAAAUCAAUUUUGCUGAUCAGCAAAAUAAAUAUCCUAGCACUAAGGUACAUGAUUCAACUAAUCUACAGUGCCUUACAAAAGUAUUCAUCCCCCUUGGCGUUUUUCCUAUUUUGUUACAUUACAACCUGUAAUUUAAAUCAGCAAAAUAGAGAAGUAGCCUAAUGUGUGUAGGGAUACAUUGUAAGCUGUAUUAGCCUAUAUUUCUGUGGUUUCCUGUAUUGUCCCAAACUGAUCACUUCGUAAAAGAUCAUGGUAACUUGAAUCACACAUUUUAAUUAACGCUAAAUGUAAUCUUUAUUUCUCUAAAGCAUUUCUACCUACAGUUUCUAAGGUGCACAUUUCUAUUGCUUGGCUUGAAAAAGUAUGAAAAUGUAUACACUCACUACUGUAAGUCGCUCUGGAUAGAGUGUCUGCUAAAUUACUAAAAUGUAAAUGUUAAAUAGAAUAUUACAGUAGAUAAAGAAAAAUGUAAAAAGUUGUAGUUCAAACAUGACAUAAAAAGGUUUUCGUUAUCACGCAUAUUCAAUGCCGUAGACCGUGAUAAGCGAUUCACAUUUUGUUGCAUCAAAGACAUUGUCUGAAUCCAUUCGAGCAGAUAUCACACAACAGUCCCAGGAAAUAACCUUUUCAUUUGCCAUGAGCUACUUUUGUGAGUGCCGAUUUUCAAAGGCUCAAUAUUAACAGUGGAGCAGUCAAUAAGUCUCCUUGUUAGUGCUGUGUUAGCUCUUGAUUUGCUGAAUCACAACACCUUUUUAGCUGAAUUUGAAGUUACUGCGGGCUAACUGCAUUUCUUUAUUUUUGUGAAUAUUGUUAUUGUGCUAGAGGGUUGUGUUAGAGUAUUAUUUAGUAUCUUUGUUUGUUCAACUUUGGUUAGAGAAUCCGCAAAAUAAUAACCAAAAAGAUAAGGAUUUGGGUCAAUAAAAAAUUCUGGCUGUUUUUCCCAGCUCUUCAGACAUGUAUUUUUUAAGCGUCAUUGCAAGCUUGCUCAAUGAAUCUCUCCCUCUCUUUCAAAUGACCAUCUUAGUCUGUCAUUAUUAAUAUAACUCGGCUCGCCGUUACAUCGUCAAUGCGAAAUAUUUUAUACGUUUCACAGACAGUCGGGAAGUCCCUCACAACCUUGAGGGUAUUCCCAAGCCUCAAACAGGGUGCAUGCACCAUGCCACCCCCAACUCUGCACUCCACCUACGCCGAACAAUGCAAACUCCUCUCUUUCCUCCCUCCCUUCUGUUCUUUUGUAGCACUUGUGUCACGAACAGCAUUAAUAGUUUUCAUUCCCUCUGUUGCUGAAAAACCACACCACAUUUUCUUAGCCCCUUGUCGCCCCGAAUGUGACUGUGAAAGGAUGGGUUGCCAUGGCAACAGACAAUUGCCUUUAAAUAGGUUGAGCUGCCUCAUUCUAGUGUUGGAGAGCCUCGUGGCCUUGCAGCACAAAACGGACCAGAGGUGAUUGAAUAGAGUGGCUGCUGCCUGUCUUUUCUUUUGGUGCUCGGUAGUCUUGAGGUAUAGCUCAGCACUUUUUCCGUCAUGACUACUGUAUUUCUAUAGGCAUGCAGACAUUUUAAACAGUAACUGUUUAUGUCACGAAUUGCCAGUUCUGUCAUUAAUGAUAAAAUGUUCCUAGGUUCAAGAUGCUCAUGAGUUUAGACUCAUGUCGUUGAAUUCAGACUCAUCUGAAUCAAUAUUUGGAAUUUGUAAUAUAUAUAUUUUUUAUUUAACCUUUAUUUAACUAGGCAAGUCAGUUAAGAACCAAUUCUUAUUUACCAUGACUGCCUACCGAAAGGCAAAAGGCCUCCUGCGGGGACCGGGGCUGGGAUUAAAAAAAUAUCUAUAUAUAUAUAUAUAAAUAUAGGACCUAACACACAUCACAACAACAAUAAUGAGACUGAUAAAUGGUUCAACCAUUUAGUUGAAACCGUUUCAUUUUUAGUCUGUUUCUUCUCACAACAUUGUGUUUUCAUUCCCGACAAAGGGUGUAAUUGGCCCUGGGCGCACCAUUGAAUUAACACAGAGACGUUCCAAGUAGCCAUGCAACUUCCCUUGGAGAGAGGGGUUGCUGUGGAAACACCAGCUUCAAAGUGUUCCCCUCCAAGGCACUUGUAUAGGCAGACGGCUUCACAGAGCUCUGUGUGAGUGCUAACCUGUUGUAUUGUCUCUCACCUGCGCAUAUCUUAAACAGAUGAACCGUGUUUCCCAUCUGACACAAGUGGUAUAAUAGAGGCAGAUCUGCUGAUUAUCUGAUGUUUUGACAUCUUGAUACAAUCAAAUCCACGAUAAGCAGCUUGGCUAUCUUUGAAAUUCAUAUUCACGUUUCCGAUUCAUAAUUUAAGUGAUAUGCCUACCCUAGAUAAAUGUUAUGCUAUUCCAAUACCCCACAGGAUCUUUUGUGUGCAAAGUUGCAAACAUGAGACGUCAACAAUUUGACACUUCCCUUUAAGAAAUCACAUCUAGUGUUGCUACUAGGCUACAUCCAAUGCCGUGUCCUAUUCUACCUUCCCUAGAAUCACCGGAAUUCAACAAGCACAUUCCAAGGAAUAUAGGCUAGACAGUUGCCGAUACCAAAGCCAUUCUCGAUCCUCAAUGAAAAGGAACUAUUGGCCUACUGUGCCAUAAACUCGGACAAUAAAACCUCUCAUUUAAUUUUUCCUCGUCUUGCCCCGUAGUGAUCCAGCUUUUAAUCUUGUUAAAGUGAAAUUAGCCCCUUUUAGAAUAGGCUCUAAUGAUCACUGCCAUUAUUCCAUUGAGAAAGGAGUUGUCUUAUAAAGGUAGUUUGCGCCCAGUGAUUGAACGUGGCACAGCAUGCCUCCAAAAUGCCCCAUUGGAUGUAGGUCAAAGGGGCAGACAGCGUUUGACAUCGCCAUUAUUAACCUAUUCUUCUCCAGAAACUGACCAGAACUUGCCGCACAAAGACAAAUCGGAAAUGAGAGGACAAUAACCUUGUCAUAUCAUGAACUGCUCCCCCAGAACGUCCCUCUCUCACUGUACUUUCGCUCUUGAAGUAAUGGGACUGUAAAGCAGAAUUCUGACUGUACACAGGACCUAGGAUGGGCUUGUUUUAGCUAAAACUGCUUACUCAUGUAGUUAUGGUCCUUCAGUUUGAAUGCACUUUGAAGCUUUGUUUUUCUCUCUGCUUGUUGUAUUGUAAUGCAAUCCACUCUGCUCCGCUGGUGGGGCUGUGUUUGUGUGGGCCACUUGUACUGGUGACUCACGGUAGGCCUAUUAUGGUGAGUCCUCCCCAUGCAGGGACUGAUGAAUCCUCCUGUUGUUUCCUAUGGCAGCCAGAUAGUGAAGUGUCCACCACAGCCGAAGACUACUCCUCCGAGGUGAGUUAAUUUCAUCAUAGUUUACACCAAACAGAGAACACUCUUUUUAUUGGUGUUAAUAUACUGUACUUGAAGGGAUAGUUCACCCAAAUUGCAAAAUGUCUUAUUUGUUUCCUCACCUUAAAAAAAGCAUUUGGUUCAGAUUUGAUGAAAGGUAAACUGACCCUAGAUCUGUUACUAAGGGCCUCUGCUAUUGAGGAUUAGUGUUACGGUUCGGGGCUUAGGUCCUGCCUUUUCCCAGGUUUCCUCUUAGAACAGACCACGUGACUUGGCUAGCUUGUUGCCAGGCACUCAGCUCUCCAAGUCCCCGUCUGGCAUUUAUCUGAACUUGACAAAUCAAAGUAGUCACGCCGCACCUCUCACCUCCCCCUCCCCCUCUUCUACAGGGCUGACAUUAAAAGCUCUGCCUGUGAUACCGAGUUUAAUGGUUUUGAGAAGGUGGCAGUCAUUACAUUAAAGCCUGACAUGUACGAUGGGACCAAAAUACCACAUUUAAUUACAUCCUUCACUCUGUGCCCUGUACACGAGUGAACAAUGGGAAGCUGAACCAAGAAAUCCCCCUGCAUUACCAAACAGUUUUGUGAAUUAACAGGUGAAUGGCUGCCUUGAGAUGACCGAGAUCCCAAUGGAGACUUCCAAGGAGUUUAUCUGGGUACAGUACGACAAUUGAAUAAACAACAAGCCACUGUUUUUUUGCUAACAAGCCGACUCACCGCUGCACUGAUUGCACACUCUUUUUUACUGUAACACGUUUUCUCUGUCUCCGCACUGCAUUCUGACGACCUAACCCUGAGAUUUUCCUCAGACUAACUCACUAACCAAGUCCCUUUUAUUCUCUGCUUCUGGGAUCCUCAGUGUGCGCUUGUGAAAUGGUUUUAAUUUGAAGGCCAAGGACUGCAGAGCAGCAACAACAGCAUUGUCGGCAGGCUGCUGCUGUCAUCCUUUUAACUUUCACUCACCAUUUUAACAGCAGGGAUGGGGAGCAGGGAACGGGGGCUGCUUGACAUUUCAGAGGUGUAAAUUACUCUGGAAGUCAGAAGAGAAAGAGGAAAACAGAGGGAGGAAGAGAAGUAGAAAAAGAGGGAUUGGGGGUGAAGUGGCUAGAGAAGGGGGCGCUGGACAAUUCUACAAGAGCUGCUCAUUUGCCAAGUCACACAGGUAAUCUUGCCAUUUGCAGGCAGGAAGAGAGAGGGAGAGGGAUGGCAGAGAGAGAAGGGAGAAAGAGGGGAUAGAGGCUGAGAAAGACAUCAAAUUAAGUGACUGACUGUGUGAUUUUGUUUGAAAGUAAAGAAGUUAAAACCAUUCUGAGAAGGAAAAAAGAUAGAACGAGGUAGAAAGAAAAAAGAGCGUGACAGAUAAGUUAAGAGUAGUGAAGUACAGAUCUAAAGUGAAAGAGAGGAAACCAUUGCUAGCACUGUGCUCUUUAAUGGCUGCCAGUUCUUUGGCAGUUUUGGAUGUUGACUAGUUCAUUUCUAUCAUUCCCCUCAGUUCUGUGGUGGCUUUGGAUACUGACUAAUUGCUUCAGUGGUAGUUUUGGAGAUUAGCUAAUUGCGAAGCUAGCUACCAUUUCGCCCUCAGUUCUGUGGCAGCCUCGGAUGCUAAUUUAUUGCUAAGCAAGCUACAGGUACCAUUUCCCUCCUCUGUUCUGUGGCAGUUUUGGAUGUUUAGGUAAUUUCUCAUCUAGCCAAUGUCCCCCCCACGACAGGACGAAGUGGACCCUGUGCUGCAGGAGGCGAGGGGCGGAAGGGUACAGGUCAUGGAGGAAGAGCUGGCUGCUAAGACUCUGGUGGUAGAGGAGCUGAGCCGAGAGCUGGAGGAAUUUAGAGCGGCCUUCGGCACAGAGGGGGUGCAACAGGUAAUAUGCUGCGUGUGCAUGCGUGCUCUGUGUAAGUAUGAAGGAAUUAAGAUUGGUAGUUUGAGAAAAAAGUAAAUAACCUGCUUCCCCUGUCAACUGCAAAUGUUCAUAUAACAUUUAAAUUGUUUGUAGUGUGUGUUAUGAGUCUAAUUCAUCAAGCAGAUUGCAUAAGGGGUUGGCCUUGCUUAGCCCAUGCUGCUGGGCUGACCUUUUGAUGAGGAUGCAGCUUAGCAAUGGGUAGGGUAGUGGAGUUAUAUGAGAGCUCUUUUAUGUACUGAUAUUCAGAUUACUACUCAAAUAUAUGAGAGGACUCUGUAAAUAUCAAGUGAAAUGGAUCACAUGUCAAACACAUGUAACAUGUACAUAUAAACUAUUGUUGGUAUUUCCCUUUUCAAUGGAAUAAAUCACUUUUCUUGUUUGGUUUAAAAACAUUGAUCUGUGGUUGUAUUACCACCCAUACUCCUUUAAAUCACCUCUACUCUCAAAUAUCCCAAACUAGCUACUUCAAUUGUUGAGACCACACUUUGUCUUUGUCAAAGUAAAGCCAAUGUACUAUUUUCUUUCUCAUAGUAAAGUGUGACUUGUGAAUCACUGACGUUUAUUAUGCAAGGUAUGCGCAAUGUACUCUUUUUGCUCCUCCAGCUGCAGGACUUCGAGGCUGCCUUGAAGCAGCGAGAUGGCAUCAUCACACAACUCACAGCCAAUCUGCAGCAGUCUCGCAAAGAGAAGGAUGAGGUCAUGAGGGAGUUCCUAGAGAUGACUGAGCAGAGCCAGAAACUGCACAUUCAGUUCCAGCAGGUAAGAUAUUCUUGCCUAGGCUAUACACUACACUAUACCAUAUUAUCCCACCCUAGUCUAUAAUAGAAUAAGAAAAAAAUAUUAGGCAGGUGAGGUAGAAAACCUUAACAAGCGUAUGGUAAGAUUAUAAAAAUAAAAAAAAGGGUUGUAACUUUCCCAAAAUUCCCAGGUUUUCCAGAGAACCUGGUUGGAAGAUUCCCAUAAACGGGUGGGAAAAAGCAGGAAAUCUGGGAAUCCUCCAACCGGAAUUUCUGGAAAGCUUGGGUAUUUUGGGAAAGUUACAGGAAUUUUGCAACCCUAGGUUAGACGUACCUGUACCAGUCCUAUUAUAUCCUAGCUUUCCUAUGCCAUCUUAUUGUCUCGAAAGCUUUUCCCUGCUCUAUCAACAUUUCAUGUAUUUUAAUACCCUCCUAAUAAUUAUACAACAGAUGUGGUGGUGGUGUUGUUGUUUUCCAUUAUUUCCACGGGAACAUGAACACCCUCUGGUUUGAUUGACAGCUGCAGGCAGGUGAGACGCUGAGGAACACCAGCCACAGCAGCACAGCGCAGGACCUCCUGCAGGCCAAGCAGCAGCUCGUCCAAUACCAGCAGCAGCUGGAGGAGAUGGACGGCCAGGUCAGAUGGCACCAAGAGAUGAGCGAGGAGCAGCUGCUGCAGAUCAGCCAGCUCCAGCACCGGCUCAACGCGGCUGAGAUGGUGAGGCAGCUGCCUAGUUGGUGUUAGUCAGUACCUGUCAUUCAUGUGAAAACGUCUGCUUGUAUGAAAUGUAUUGAUCUAUUUAAUGGAUCUGUUUUAUAGGUGGUUGAUUACCAGGUGUGUUUUGAAAUCUGAUUUAGAUUUCCUACUAUUAUUACCUUAUUACCUAAAAAAAAAUAUAUAUAUAUAUAUAUAUAUAGUUUAAAGGCUGUUUGUAGAAGAUUUAUUCAAACCGUUUUAGUAUAAGACUUGAAUUAUAUUUUUGACAUUUUACCUGUAUGUCUAAUACUUACUUUUCCUCAUAGGUGGAAAGAACAGAAGAGUCAUUUGCACAAAGGUUAAAUAAGAAAGACCUGCUGAUUGCUGAACAGGAGAGAAUUAUGGCAGAGCAUGAGUGUUCCCUAAUGCAACUUAGAGAAGAGCUCAGUCAUGUGGGCAGAGAGGCUGAGGAGUCAUUUGCCCAGAGGGGAAAUGAAAAAGACUUGCUGAUUUUGGAGCAAACUGCAAUAAUAACAGAACAUGAGCGUACACUGACCAUGCUCAAGGUGGAGCUUGCACAGGUGGGAAGGAUGACUGAGGAGACUUUUGCACAAAAGUUGAACGAGAAAGAACUGCUGAUCGCUGAGCAAGAGAGAGUCAUGUCAGAACAUGACUCCUCCCUCCACCAGCUAAAGGAUGAGUUGACGGCCUCUGAGAAACGCUUAAACGACCUCAACCAGCAAAUGACCGCAAAGGCCCAAGAGCUGGAGAGCUGUAAGAGUGACUUGGAUAACUGUAAGAGGGACAUAGAGAGCACUAAGGGUGAGUUGAAUAGCUAUAGGGUUGAGCUGGAGGGCAGUAAGGGUGAGUUGUAUAGCUGUAGGGUUGAGCUGGAGAGCACUAAGGGUGAGCUUGAGAUCUGUAGCGUUGAGCUGGAGUCCUGCAGGGGCGAACUCUCAGCCUCCAGGCAGAAGGAGCGGAAGUCCUCCAGCGAGAUCCAGCAGCUGAUGGGCACCGUGGAAGACCUCCAGAAGCGAUACCACAAGGGCAGCCUGUCAGAGUGCGACACCCUCCAGAGGAUGGAGGAGGACUCAGCCCGCAGGCUGGAUCAUCUCAGGAUGGAGCUAGAUGAGAUGUACGGUGAGCAGAUAGUCCAGAUGAAGCAGGAACUUCGCUCGCAGCAUUCUGCGGCCCUGGAGCGGGUCACGGAGGAGCAUCGCGAAGAGCUAGAGCUUCUAAGAGCCCAGCAACCUGCACCCAGGCCCAGUCCCGAGGUGGUGAUCGAGCUCAAGGACAAGAUCGCAGAGCUUCAGCAGAGGAUCCAAGAGGCCCAGGCGCUCCGUGAGAAGGCCAGACAGGAGCUGUCCCAGGUGGCACAGGAGAAGCUCAGCCUCCAGGGUCAGAUGGUUGACCUGCUCCAUGACCUCCGCUCAGCCCAGGCCAAAGUGGAGCAGGCCUCUCAGAACAUCGCUGUCCAUGAGAGUCGUCAGUGCGAGCUGCAGUGCCUCCAGGAAACCAUUGAUGACCUGAAGGCCCAGCUAGCCACCGCUGUGGAGUCGGCAGAAGAGAUCGAGGCCAAGCAUGAGUCAGAGACAACCAACUACAAGAUCAAACUGGAGAUGAUGGAGCGGGAAAAGGACGCAGUGCUGGACCGCAUGGCCCAGUCACAGGAGGCGGAACUGGAGAGGCUGAGGACACAGCUCCUCUUCAGCCACGAGGAGGAGCUCAUUCUCCUUCGGGAGGACCACCAGAGGGAGAGCCAGCUCAACGGCGAGAACCUCCUCAAUGAGGCGUCCAUCCGGCACAGCAGAGCCCUGGAGGAGUUGCGGAACGUGUACAAGGACGAGCGGGAUGAGCUGUUACACCAAAUCAUUGCACUGAAAGAUGACUUGAAGAUGGCGCUGCACAGCUCGAAAGCCGAAGAGCUGGUGGUGCAACUCAAGGAACUUCAAGUGGAGGUUAAGGAAUUGAAAAAGGGUGGAGAAGAAAGGGUCAGAAUGGAGAGGGAAAUCCAAAUGCUGCUGAAAAAGAAUGAGCUGCUAGAAAACCAGUCCAAGGAGCGAGAAAAGAGCUGGGACAACAAAUGGAGGGAGCAGGAAUCUGAAAAGAGGAUUUUGAUGGAAACCAACAACGCCAUGAAAGAGGAAGUGGAGUCCAAGGUGGAAAAAAUUAAAUCCUUCACGACAGAAAAUGAACAAAAGCAGCGACAAGUAGUGGAGUUGCAAGAGGAGAAUGAAAAGCAGCGGAAUACAUUCUCUUUUGCCGAAAAGAACUUUGAGGUGAACUAUCAGGAGCUCAAGGAGGAGUAUACGUGCCUUGUUGAGGUAAAGGCGCAGUUGGAGGAGAGGAUUCUCAAGGAGACACUCGUGUAUGAGUCAAAACUCGCUAGCCUCCAGUCGCAGAUUCAGGAGCUGAGGGAGAACAAGGAAACUAGCAAAAUGGAGGACAAGUCCAAAGACAACGGCGGUGCUUCGAUAGAGAAAGACACUACUGAGCUGAUGGAGAAGCUGAAGGUAGCUCUGACAGAGAAGGAGGAACUGGCUAUGAGGCUGUCUAAAGUUACUGAGCAGCUGACUGUUACAGAAGGUGAAUUGGAUGAGCUGGAAGGAGAGUUGUGUCAGGUCAGGAGAGAAAACAAGGAGGUCAUCGCCCAAAAUGAAAACCUGGAGGAAGAGCUCGAAAGAGAGCGGGAAACUCUGAAGGAGAGAAAGGGAGAGAUAGAACUGCAGAGGCAGAGAGAGGAGGGAGGGAGAGUUGCUCAGAGCCAAGCGAAGCUCCAACAGAGAGGGCAGCCUGUUCAGUCUGCAUUCCCAGCUUGCUCCAUCAAGGAUCAUCACCUCCAAAUCGAAUCUCUCCAAGGGGAGGUAGAGGUGCUCCGCUCCUCCUUAAAGGCCGGCGAAAUAGAGCGAGAACGCCUCCGACACACCCCGGAGGCUUGGCACCAGAGUCAGACACCAACUCCGUCUGCAGCCCCAUCUCAGAUCUUGACUGUGGGGGAGGGACCUGUUGAGCGUAGCUCCGCUGUGGAGCCUACAGCCUCUGGGUCAUACAGGCGCAAGACACAGCAGCGGCGAGGAAAGAAGAAGCGCCAGAGCUCUGCCCAGACACAAGAGAAGAGGGAGAAGCAGGAGGUGGUGGAAAGAAACAAAGCUGGAGGUGCUACUGCUGCAGCAGAGCGGGAGCAUCGGGCUCAGAUGGAGAGCCAGGUUCCGUCUAGCUCGCAGCAGAGGACCGGGGAGAAGGACUCCACAGACGGGUACCACGGAGACGGAGCGAGAGACAGCGUUGUGAAGCAGGUAAGCAUUCACACACAGCAGCUGCUGCUGCAGUCGUCUUAGCUGGAAUAGCCCCUGCUAUGGAAACGACAGGCCUUUUAUCUUUUCCUCUCUCUCUCGCUCUCUCUCUCAUUCCCUGCAUUUUCAUAAGUCUGAUGAAACAAUCUUUCUGAUUGAGCUGUUAAAAGGUUUAAUGGAGUAUUUUCAUUUUGGUCGUAUGUUAAUGCUCAAAUUGACUUGUUGAAAUAACCAGUAAACAAUUGAUCAUGUUCACAACCAGUACUACGUGACGAUGUAUCAUUACUCCCUUGUUAAAAUCAAUAACUGUUGAUCAUUACUUGAUGCAGGUGAAUGGUAUUUGUAUUCAUACACUACAUAGACUGAACCGAAGGCUUAUUUAAAAAACCUGGCUGAGAUGAGGUUUGCCUGUUCUAGCACUGAAGUUUUAUUUUUUAUUCAGACAAUCUGUAAUGAUUGAUGGGCUUAAUUACAAAGUGCCUGACAGAGGCUGGCUCUCAUAGGCAGUGAAUAACAGAAGUACAUCCUUAAGUAAAAAGAGGCUCAAUAUUUUGUCUGUGGUUGUCAGGCCACACAUACUACUCAUUAUAAGCAGGAGAGGCUGAAUGGGAGGCAUCAAUUGGAUCAAUACACAGAGUCUGUGAAGACUGUAGAAGAGCUUGUUGCAUAAACACACAGAUCAUUUAAAUUAUUAAGUUGAAACCACGAUUAAGCUUUACUCAAGCUGUUAUAUAAGAAUUAUAAUCAGCCUUCUAUGACUCUUAUCUUCAAAGCCAAAAAGAGCCAUGAAAGACACGAAGCGUACGUCGUUAUCUCUCAUGAAUAUCCUUUUCUAGCUAGGAACUUAUUUGCUUUUAUGUAGAGAAACGUAUACAUUGUUGUUUCUUUUUGUCCUGCAGGGAGUAAGUGCUUGAAGGUGAGAAGCCAUUUUGUGUUACUCAUGUGUCUCACUUAUAUGUCCAAGGCUUCACCUCAGUAGAGCAAUGUCAAGGAUGCACAGAAUUUGGUAUCAGUGCACCACAUAGACUAUAUGGGUCUUUCUAUAAAUAAUGGGGCCAAUGUGUGACAUUGGGAUCAACAUUUCCAAAUAAUUUGAGACAAAAAUAAAAUUAUUUUUAUGCAGUUCCACAUUGUAUUUAGAGGAAUAUAUGCAAAUUGGCCCAUAACUCCACCUUUACAACAACAUAGGCCUAGGACUAUACAUCCUUCAAGCAGGGUUCAUACAGACAUUGGCAAGUCAAAUUCAAGUACUUUCAGGGACUUUUUCAAGCACUCAAUUGUAAUUUUCAAGGAAGUCAUUGUUAUACAAUUGUAUAAUUUAUAUAUAUAUAUUUUUAUUUUUAUUUUUUUUAUUUCACCUUUAUUUAACCAGGUAAGCCAGUUGAGAACAAGUUCUCAUUUACAACUGCGACCUGGCCAAGAUAAAGCAAAGCAGUGCGAUAAAAACAACACAGAGUUACAUAUGGGGUAAAAAACAUAAAGUCAAAAAUACAACAGAAAAUAUAUAUACAGUGUGUGCAAAUGUAGCAAGUUAUGGAGGUAAGGCAAUAAAUAGGCUAUAGUGCAAGAUAAUUACAAUAGUAUUAACACUGGAAUGCUAGAUGUGCAAGAGAUUAUGUGCAAAUAGAGAUACUGGGGUGCAAAAGAGCAAAAUACAUAACAAUAUAGGGAUGAGGUAGUUGGGUGGGCUAAUUUCAGAUGGGCUGUGUACAGGUGCAGUGAUCGGUAAGGUGCUCUGACAACUGAUGCUUAAAGUUAGUGAGGGAGAUAAGAGUCUCCAGCUUCAGAGAUUUUUGCAAUUCGUUCCAGUCAUUGGCAGCAGAGAACUGGAAGGAAUGGCGGCCAAAGGAGGUGUUGGCUUUGGGAAUGACCAAUGAGAUAUACCUGCUGGAGCGCAGACUACGGGUGGGUGCUGCUAUGGUGACCAAUGAGCUAAGAUAAGGCGGGGAUUUGCCUAGCAGUGAUUUAUAGAUGGCCUGGAGCCAGUGGGUUUGACGACGAAUAUGUAGUGAGGACCAGCCAACAAGAGCGUACAGGUCACAGUGGUGGGUAGCGUAUGGGGCUUUGGAGACAAAACGGAUGGCACUGUGAUAGACUACAUCCAAUUUGCUGAGUAGAGUGUUGGAGGCUAUUUUGUAAAUGACAUCGCCGAAGUCAAGGAUCGGUAGGAUAGUCAGUUUUACGAGGGCAUGUUUGGCAGCAUGAGUGAAGGAGGCUUUGUUGCGAAAUAGGAAGCCGAUUCUAGAUUUAACUUUGGAUUGGAGAUUCUUUAUGUGAGACUGGAAGGAGAGUUUACAGUCUAACCAGACACCUAGGUAUUUGUAGUUGUCCACAUACUCUAGGUCAGACCCGUCAAGAGUGGUGAUUCUAGUCGGGUGGGCAGGUGCCAGCAGCGUUCGAUUGAAAAGCAUGCAUUUAGUUUUACUAGUGUUUAAGAGCAGUUGGAGGCUACUGAAGGAGUGUUGUAUGGCAUUGAAGCUCGUUUGGAGGUUUGUUAACACAGUGUCCAAUGAAGGGCCAGAUGUAUACAAAAUGGUGUCGUCUGCGUAGAGGUGGAUCUGAGAGUCACCAGCAGCAAGAGCGACAUCAUUGAUAUACACGGAGAAAAGUGUCGGCCCAAGAAUUGAACCCUGUGGCACCCCCAUAGAGACUGCCAUAGGUCCAGACAACAGGCCCUCCGAUUUGACACACUGAACUCUAUCUGAGAAGUAGUUGGUGAACCAGGCGAGGCAGUCAUUUGAGAAACCAAGGCUAUUUAGUCUGCCAAUAAGAAUGCGGUGGUUGACAGAGUCGAAAGCCUUGGCCAGGUCGAUGAAGACGGCUGCACAGUACUGUCUAUUAUCAAUCGCGGUUAUAAUAUCGUUUAGGACCUUGAGCGUGGCUGAAGUGCACCCAUGACCAGCUCGGAAACCGGAUUGCAUAGCGGAGAAGGUACGGUGGUAUUCGAAAUGGUCGGUGAUCUGUUUGUUAACUUGGCUUUCAAAUACUUUCGAAAGGCAGGGCAGGAUGGAUAUAGGUCUGUAGCAGUUUGGAUCUAGAGUGUCACCCCCUUUGAAGAGGGGGAUGACCGCGGCAGCUUUCCAAUCUCUGGGGAUCUCAGACGUUAUGAAAGAGAGGUUGAACAGACUAGUAAUAGGGGUUGCGACAAUUUCGGCGGCUAGUUUUAGAAAGAAAGGGUCCAGAUUGUCUAGCCCAGCUGAUUUGUAGGGGUCCAGAUUUUGCAGCUCUUUCAAAACGUCAGCUGUCUGAAUUUGUGUGAAGGAGAAGCGGGGGGGGCAUGGGCAAGUUUCAGCGGAGGGUGCAGAGUUGGUGGCCGGGGUAGUGGUAGCCAGAUGGAAAGCAUGGCCAGCUGUAGCAAAAUGCUUGUUGAAAUUCUCGAUUAUUGUAGAUUUAUCGGUGGUGAUAGUGUUUCCUAGCCUCAGUGCAGUGGGCAACUGGGAGGAAGUGCUCUUAUUCUCCAUGGACAUUAGUGUCCCAAAACUUUUUGGAGUUAGUGCUACAGGAUGCAAAUUUCUGUUUGAAAAAGUUUGCCUUUGCCUUCCUGACUGCUUGUGUAUAUUGGUUCCUAACUUCCCUGAAAAGUUGCAUAUCGCGGGGGCUAUUUGAUGCUAAUGCAGUACGCCACAUAUAUAAUUGUACAUAUAGGGCCGAAUAUAGAACCCCCCCCCCCCCUAUUCCAUUGCUAAAAAAUGUAAGUUCAAGUAGGCUACUUCAAGCCCCUUGUAUUGUUUAUAUAUGCAGGUGUAACAUGGAAACCAAAAUGUAUUUGUCAUGUUAUUUCAUUACCAGAUCAUAUUGUGAAGAAACCCACUAGGCUAUGUAAUUUGUUGUCAUUAUAUCCAGAAUAAUUAAUAGGAAUAGAGUUGGGUGUUGGGUGCAUAACACAAUUGCGCACAGUAGACUUGGUGUCCAAUCCGAGGCACAAAAAUAUGAACUCCAUUACAUUGAUACUUUCUCUGUUAAAUCUGACAAGACCCUGCUGUAAAUCAAGCAGGCAACAACAGAUGAUCAACAUAAAUUUGCUAGGGAUAUUAGAUCCAACAUGGAUCCAGGCACAACUGUCUUCACUGGCGUAACGAAUGAGACACAUAUUAUGGACAUUCUUCGCGAACAACUUUUUUUCUAGCACUUGGGCUGUUGUUGCAUCGCAUGCGCUAUCACAACAGCUGUUCGUCACUUGACUGUCAUUCAGAAAAUUCCUUCUUGGAUCAGAUGAUGAUGUGUGAAAAUAUCAUUGAGUAAUUAAACACUUUGACAUCAAUGCACAUCCAACAAGUAUUAUGCAUAAAUAUUGAAGAACCACGUUAAUGACAGUAUCGAUUUAGGUUUUAAGUGUCAAGAUAAGGUGAUUAUUUUGUUUAGAAGCAUUCGAUUUUGAUUUCUGGGGGAUUUGUUUGCCCAUGAAAACUGUUUUCACCCCAUAACAUAAGGAGACACUAAAUGUUACGUAGUUACACUGCAUUUCUGAGAUCUCUAUACAAAAAACUAUCCAACAGCUAGAUCCAGGAUUUGUACAGGGUUCAAGUUCAAUGUCUAAUUUAACUGAUUAAUGCUUAAUAUAUGAUAUAAUGACAAUUUACACUGUCAUAAAUGCAUUGACAGAAAAGUAAUGUUUUAUGUCACACUAUUUUGGACAAAUCCGUCAAGACACCAACCAUGAGAAAGGGUUAAACAUGAGUUUUAAAUCAACUUGUGAAUUUUAUUGAAUUCUACGGUAUGUUCCCCCCUUAUAUCUUAAUAUAAUGACAUUAAAUAAAUUAGCAGAUUAUUAUCAAUGACUUAUCAAUAGCUGUGACAACUUGUCCAGCGUAGGAAAUCCUCACUGGUACCGUAGUUUAUAGAAAGACCCACAUUUUAUAAAUGCUUAUAUCAAAAACAAGAAAAUGGUGCUAUUGCCUCUUGUUCUUGCUUUCAAUACUGUGUGCAAUGAAGUACACCUCCAUAUUUGUGACAUAAGCAUUCAUUGCUAUUAAUGAAUUCCUAAUAAAGGUAUUAUGAAAUGCUUACGACGCUGUCUUAGUCUUUACAGUGUGGCCUUCUCAGUAAGUGUUUCACUGUGUUUUAUGCCAUACGUACUGUAUUGUUGUCGUCAGACCUAAUCAAAAUUUUUUAUUCACGUUUAACCUCUACGGGAUCAGUGUCUCGUAAACGGGACGGUUGAGCUAACGUGCGCUAGUGUGAUUAGCAUGACUGUUGUAAGUAACAGCAAACUUUCCAGGACAUAGACAUGUCGUAUAUGGGCAGAAAGCUUAAUUUUUUUUUUUAUCUAACAGCACUGUCCAAUUUACAGUAGCUAUUACAGUGCACAACAACAAAAAACGUAUCACGGCAACUGGUUUGAUACAUUCACCUCUGAAGGUAAAUAAUGUACUUACAUUCAGUAAUCUUGCUCUGAUUUGUCAUCCUAAGGGUCCCAGAGAUAAAAUGUAGCAUAGUUUUGUUUGAUAAAAUUAAUUGUUAUAUUCAAAUGUAGGAACUGGGUUCUACUUUUUGAACCCGUGCUGUCGCUGGCUCCACACCCACCCCGCCCAGCCAUCUAGAUGUGUGAAAGUUAGUGUAUAAGCUAAUGAUCCAUCAUGUACGACAUUUCUGGGAGUGUGUAAACUUACAUUUUGUAUUACCAUAUAAUUUUUGUAUGUUAUGUACUUGAAAAUGUAUCAAUUGACGAAUUUGGCACAUUUGGGCAGACUUGAUACAAAAUAGUCCAGUAUUGCAAUGCUUCACUGGAUCAAUCUGAAACUUUGCACACACACUGCUCCCAUCUAGUGGCCAAAAUCUAAAUUGCGCCUAAACUGCAAUAUUAUAUUGUGGCCUUUCUCUUGCAUUUCAAAGAUGAUGGAACAAAAAAUAUAAGUUUUUUUGUUUGUAUUAUCUUUAACCAGAUCUAAUGUGUUAUGUUCUCCUACAUUAAUUUCACAUUUCCACAAACUUCAAAGUGUUUCCUUUCAAAUGGUAUCAAGAAUAUGCAUAUCCUUGCUUCAGGUCCUGAGCUACAGGCACUUAGAUUUGGGUAUGUCAUUUUAGGCGAACAUUUUAAAAACGGUCCGAUCCUUAAGAGGUUAAACUCUUCUGUUACAAUGGCUACUUUUUUCUCCUCUUUUCAGGGGAAGAGAGUAGAUGGGAUGGAGUGUCGGGCGGACCCUGUAGCGAAGCGAGAGGAGGAGGACAGGGACAGCAAGACCACAGAGCAUGUAAAUGUCCCCUGAGCUCACAACCGCCUGUACUUUUAGCUCCGGCCUGAGUCGCUGCCUUUGAUGCAUCAGAGAGUAGUACAGUGGGUUGGGAAGGUCAAUCAACAAGUGGAAAAGCUUAAUACAGAACUAUGGGCACCCAGUAGUAAGACUGUGAUGAAAGGCAAACCUUUCUUUUGUCACCGAUUUUAUUAUCAUGAGUAAUACUUGUCUUGGUUGUUAUGUCAGCAAGUGUUAUACUGCCCACACUGCUAAUAAUCAUUGUGAAAUAACCAAAGUAAGAACUAUGAAUCGGUUUAGGAAGUUGCAGUAUGCAGUUAUUCACCCUUUCAGUUUCAUAGCAGUAUUUGCAGUGUCACAUUCUACAUAGCUACAUGCAUUAGGCUACUAAGCAUGUGCUUGACAUCAAUUUGAUACAUGACCUACUGUAAUAUGUAUAGCGCUUGAGUGGGUUUGAUAAAUUGCAAUCUAACAAAGCGUUACGAAAGCAACAAUGUUACCAUUCCACACAAAAACGUACUGCACAUAGCAAAUAGCACUGUCAUCAAAGGAAAAGAAAAUCACGAUUCCACGAGUGUAGCUGGGCUCCCCAGUGGCGCAGCGGUCUAAGGCACUGCAUCUCAGUGCUUGAGGCGUCACUACAGACCCCCUAGCCGGUGUAGGCCGUCACUGUAAAGAAUAAUUUGUUCUUAACUGACUUUCCUAGUUAAAUAAAGGUUAAAUAAAAAAACACAUCUGCGUUUACACAUCCAUCCAAGGAUGAGUGGAAAGCCUUGCCAGCUCCCCAUUGUGUUGUUGGCUGUAGAAUAGAUAAUAGCUGGCCCCUCAUUUGUUGUGCUAAAGCCCAGGUGCUCCCACCUGUCUCUUUUUAUAAAAUCAAGGCAACAGGCAUUUCUCAUUUCCAUUCAAAACAAUGUCCUAUGGUGGGUGGACUGGCCAACAUAAUAGGUAGUGCUCCAUUUGUUUAAAAGUACACUCAAAAAUAUGGCAUCAUACACAGCAGGCUGGCUUCCUGCUUACAGAUAUCAACAACAGGCAAGCCUACAGUACAUUUUGAGGGGCCAAUAGUGGUUGACUAUCGUCUUGUUGUUGAUAUGUGUAUGAUGUCAUAUUGCUAAGAAUACCUUAAAUUCAUCAUGUGUAAGUUGCAACGAGUACAUUCUAUGAUGUGGAUUGUUUGUGUUCUACUCCUGAAACAAUCUCUAUUGUGCCAUGAUAGGUGGACUGAGGGAUUAUGUUCAUUCUGGUCUAUCUAAUUCUAUGCUCUCUCCACUCUCUCUCUUUGUGCAGGUGGAGUGCAGGCUGCAGCUGGAGGCCCAGCGGAUCAGCCUGUCUCAGAUGCACGCUGCACAGCUGGAGCUGCUCCGGGAGCAGACAGACGCCCACGCCAGCACACUUGAGCUGGGUCGCUUAAAAAAAACACUGGACAAAGGUGUGUGUGUGUGUGUGUGUGGUUUUGAGUGCGGGUUGAUGAGUUGUUGUCUGGUGGUGUGGUUGAAGUAGGGAUAUGGCAAGUGUGUUUGUUUGGUAGGAAACCUUGUGUGUUGCUGUGUGUAUGUGUUUCAAUGUGUGUGCUCACAUGCAUAUUUAAUUAUGUGUGUGUAUUUGGGGGUGUGGGGCUAGACAGGGGCCACAUGGAAUUUUUGUAUUUGUAUCUAUCAUUCAUGAUGUCAACCAUGCUACAAAUUGUAGAUAGAAAACAGGAGACUGACUCACACGGAAGUUAUUCAGUCACUUUUGCUUUCAUCCUAUUUUAGUAAUUGAAUAAUGUUAGUGUACCAUGUGUGCUCAAUAUAAGCCAAUAAUAAUGUAUGCUUUUGUUGUUUUUCUCAGACUUCACAGAUCUCAAAAGCUCUAAGUACCAGAAUGUGGUGCAAGUUGUGUCUGAAGAAUGCAAGCAGCUCAUCCUGGUAGUUAACAUUCAUCACACACACACACACACACACACACACACACACACACACACACAUAAAAACAAGUAUUUUCCUUUGCACUGUCAAUUACUUUUAAUUUGAGAACGUUAUUAAACAGAAUUAUUUCAGGUUUAGACAUAGAUUUUUAGCACAUGAGUGCAUCAAAUAUUUACUGAGACAUCAGUUUUGUUUGAGAGCUAUUUUGCUAUUCACUUUACAGUCCUUUGCUAAAAUUUUUGGAGAGGAGUUCUUGGAGUAUCUCCAACCCACUGAUGUCGAGGACUGGAAGAUUCAUUUGUUUGAAAAGGAAGAAACAAGGGAUUCCAGUGCUGUUUUACAGGAGGCAAAAGGUGCUUUAUUGGUUGUGAUGUCUACCCGAAUGAGAACAAUACUACGUAAUGAACACGCAGCCUAUGAAAAAGUCUAAAUAAGUCACACACCGAUCUUGACUGCUGCAUGGUAAAAUUACAAAUUAGUAUAUAUUGUGUUUGUGUUUUCCCCCAGUUAACAUUUGCAUACACACAUCAAAUAUAGCUACAUCAAUGAUAAAUAGAAUAUCUUAUAGUAGUGAAGAUACUUCAUACACUGAGACUAACAGCAUGAGGACAUAUUUGUAAUGGACAUUUCUUCUGUCUCGUUCUAUAGAAAUGUAUAGAGACCUUCAGCAGGUGAAGCAGAGGAUUGAGCAGGAGCACGGUCGUCUACUACAGCUCCAGUCCUUACUGAAGGCAGAUGGCAAUAAGGUAGGAAGGACUGCUACAUAUUGUGUGUGUAAAACGGUUUAUUUAGUUAGCUCUGGCAGACAUAUCAGUAUGGAUGACGGAUCACCACCUCAAGCUGAACCUUGGCAAGACGGAGCUGCUCUUCCUCCCGGGGAAGGACUGCCCGUUCCAUGAUCUCGCCAUCACGGUUGACAACUCCGUUGUGUCCUCCUCCCAGAGUGCGAAGAGCCUUGGCGUGACCCUGGACAACAACCUGUCGUUCUCCGCUAACAUCAAGGCGGUGACCCGAUCCUGUAGGUUCAUGCUCUACAACAUUCGGAGAGUACGACCCUGAUUUACACAGGAAGCGGCACAGGUCCUAAUCCAGGCACUUGUCAUCUCCCGUCUGGAUUACUGCAACUCGCUGUUGGCUGGGCUCCCUGCCUGUGCCAUUAAACCCCUACAACUCAUCCAGAAUGCCGCAGCCCGUCUGGUGUUCAACCUUCCCAAGUUCUCUCACGUCACCCCGCUCCUCCGCACACUACACUGGCUUCCAGUUGAAGCUCGCAUCUGCUACAAGACCAUGGUGCUUGCCUACGGAGCUGUGAGGGGAACGGCACCUCCGUACCUUCAGGCUCUGAUCAGUCCCUACACCCAAACGAGGGCAUUGCGUUCAUCCACCUCUGGCCUGCUGGCUCCCCUACCUCUGCUGAAGCACAGUUCCCGCUCAGCCCAGUCAAAACUGUUCGCUGCUCUGGCACCCCAAUGGUGGAACAAGCUCCCUCACGACGCCAGGACAGCGGAGUCACUCACCACCUUCCGGAGACAUUUGAAACCCCACCUCUUUAAGGAACACCUGGGAUAGGAUAAGUAAUCCUUCUACCCCCCCCCCUUACCCCACCCCACCCCACCCCCCCAACAAAAUUUAAAAUAAAAUAAUAAUAAUUGUAAAGUGGUUAUCCCACUGGCUAUAAGGUGAAUGCACCAAUUUGUAAGUCGCUCUGGAUAAGAGCGUCUGCUAAAUUAUGUAAAUGUAAACUCUUUCCACGGAGGGCCGAGUGUCUGCAGGUUUUUGCUCCUCCCUUGUACUUGAUUGAUGAAUUUAAGGUCACUAAUUAGUAAGGAACUCCCCUCACCCACCUGGUUGUCUAGGUCUUAAUUGAAAGGAAAAUCCCAAAACCAUCCGACACUAGGCCCUCCAUGGAAUGAGUUUGACACCCCUGCUUUAGGGGGUUUAGGCUAAGAGUUUAUGAAUUGGUGGGGGAAAACAUGAAAUGUCAUUGAUUGAUUGGAUAUGUUUAGACGCCACGACACCAAUGUCUUUGUUAGUGUUUGACAUGUAAUCACAGUAUUAUGACUGGGAUGAAAAGCAACAAUAAUUUGAUUGAUUUGGGUACAGUAAUUGCUAGGACACUAGCACUUAGCGUUUACAUUUUUAACUGUGCUAGUUAAUAAUGAUAUGACGAAUGAAAGCUAAUUGGCUUUAAUGAUAACGCCAACAAACACUGUUGUCAAAUUCUUAUUGUCAUUCUUAGAUUGAGGCGAUGCAGCUGGCUUACGAUGAUCUGAAGCGCAGCAGUGAGGAGAAGAUCACCAGCCUGCGCAGGCACAUCGAAAGCUCCAGCAUCUCCACACACAACCUCGAGGGUAAAUUGAGAUAUGUACUGUAUGUCUAAACCAAAAUCACCUCAAAAUGGUGCUGGGUUAUGUGGUGUCCAUAUUCUACACAAUCUGUUGUGCAUUUGGAAAGGUCUGCGGGCCUCAAUCCCAAAAUGAAUGGGAAAGAUGGGCACUGUCUACUUCCAUCUACAUAGCCAUGCUAACACUAUCGCUCUCUACCCAGAUCUGAGGGAGCCGACCGCGGCCUCGCCAUCCUCCCACACUGCUGAGGACAUCCAGAAGCUUAGGGCCAAUGUCCAGCAGCAGCGGGCCCAGCUGGAGGAAUGCCACAGGCAGGAGGUGGAGCGCCUCAGGGCCUACUACCAGCAGCAGGCCAAAGCGACCGAGGAGCGAUAUGCUACCGAACUCAUCGUGCUACAGCAGCACCUCGAUGAGGCCACAGGCACCGAGGCCCAGUUCAGGUAAUAGUGAUGAUGAUGGUCAUUAGAAGUGGCUUACAUAAAUCACACGCAAGAGCUUCUCACGGUGUAUUUAUACUAGACACUACUUCCGUCAAACUACCGGAAGCAGUCAUUUUCAAUGGAUGGAGGAUAAGUUUUCUAUCUGAAUGUUCUGUACCAUUGCAUCCUCCUGAACAAGCCCCUGGUAUCUCGGUGGUAUGUUACAGACCCCUAGAGGUCAUGGAGGAUAUUGCAGGGGUCGCAGUGAGGAGGAAAACUAGCCUGACGACUCGCACUAAAUUCUUCCGCUGCUCUGUCGUUCUCUACAUACUUUUGUCUGAGACUGCCAUAAUUGAAGUCAUUUGUGAUGACGAGGGGCACGAGGGGUGUUGUUCAAAACGAAGUCAUCAGGGAUUGGGCUCUAACCAAUCAGAGUAUCAAAGCCAAUGACACAUUUUCAAACUGCCGCUUUACCCACGUGUGCUCUGGCUCUGGUCCAACCUAUCGGUUUCUGGACCAAUCAGAUGUCCCCAAAUGUAUUCGCAUUCGGCGUAGGAUUGGGGAGGUAGUCAGAUCCAGACUCAUUGCCGAGAAGAAACUAACAUUAGUGGGCGUGGGUUAAUGUUUGGCCGGAGCAAGGAGUCUGGGUAUCCAGGCAAGAGGAAAACACCAUAAUCAACCAUUUCCCAUUGCCUGUAAUCUUGACACAAAUCAUUAAACUCAAACUAAAUCCAACUCAUGAAUCCAACUCAACAUAUGAAUUGGUUAGUCCACAAACACAUCAAGGGUAAUACAUAUUAUAGAAGAAACACAACCACUGGUGCAUAAGUGAGAAAGUAAUGUUUCAUCUCCCCCAUGGGAGUAUCUGAAACAGUCAUGAGGAGGAUCCUACUCCUGUGUGUGCGUGCAUGUAUGCGCAUAGAAAGAGUGCAGCAGCACUUAUCAGAUCACUGUGACCCGAUACCCCCAGGCAGUGAAAUUCUACAGCUGCCAUUCAGGCCCGCUUUAAUUGCCAAGGCAUUAGCAACCUCCUUAUUCCUUUGAAAGUAGAUUUCAGUUUUAUUCUCACCCUCUCCUGGGUCCAUUAUUAUUAGCAUGGCUUUAAUCUCCUGAUAUCUAAAUUAUUUUCACUAUAUAAUAGGGAUGUAACAUUCACCGAUACGCAUCCGUCCCGAUUAAAUGUUUAUGAUACAAGUGCAUCGGUUUUCGGACCUCAAACUGAUCCAAAUCUAGCAUGCAUCGGUCAGAAAAUUGUUUCAAAAGUUACAAAUCGCUGUUUCACAUGUUUUUUGGCCUCAUAUUACAUUCUUUCUACCUUCUGAAAAUUCAUCUCAUCUUUUGUGACAAUUGAUGCGUCCUCUCCUUCAGUGUUGAACUGCAUGUAACUGUGUUGAGUCAUUGAUCUGCAAGUCAUUGGUAGUUUUGUUUACAGCAAAACUACCAAAACUAUUGCUGAUGGUGAACCUGAAUGAUCAAAAUAAAAUCUAUUGUAAGCCCUGUUCAGCAGGUAUAGCCAGACGAGAGUUGUCUCCGGUAGCUUGCUUUUAUUUAGGUAAAACACAACUUUUUAACAGAGCAUUUGAUAAAAAUAACCUAGCAAAUUACAUUGGUUGUCAAUCAACUAAUAAAGCCUAAUAUUGCGGAAGCCAUUUUACAAACAUUUGAAUGGUGGUUAAAAGCAUUACAGACUGGAGUCAUGUUAAUUACUAACCCACAAAGUACGGUUUCUCCUGCCUAACAUCUCUAGGCAAAGAGCAGAAGCAUCUCCCCAUUUGGCCCUCCUCAAGGUGUUUCCAUGUCAAUAGAAAAUUGAAGGGAUUAUUCAAUAUAUGCUUAUCUGUACUUCUCUGUCAUGUAGAAUAAUAGGGAAUUGUAUGUCCGUUCUAUGCAUUACAUUUCUUCCCGCAAAGUUUAAAACAUUGCAGCCCACUGUACAUGCCACAUGAUGACAUUGAUUGAUAGAAUGGUGCCAGUUAGCUAAUCCCAAAGGGGAAUUUGGACAGGGCACUUUCCCUGUACAAUUCACACACUUCAGACAAGUAAACCAUGAAUUCCAAUCUCCUAAAAAAAAGUAAGAUGUUGAAAAUAAUACUAGUAGAUUCACUAGUAGGCUAUCUAUUUACUAUAGUGGAUGUUUGUUUACCCGUUACCGUUCACUAAUGUCUUCGGUCUUUAUAUUUAAUUCUGCCUUGUCUUUCAGCCUGUCCAGUGUUGCCCAAUUUAGCUUGCGGAUCGAGGAAGAGGACGCAGAGGAACUAAAGGUUUGGUCCCUUCCUUCUCACUUUGCAAAUCUUCCCCCGUCACACACCACCACCUCUCGAGGCCAAACACUGAUUUUAAUUAAGACUCCAUUAGCCGUCACUGCGAGCAAAGGAUGAGGAGGAGGGAUGGAGAAGGGGGACGGAGGAGGAGGAUGGGGGGAAUGCUGCCUUUGGCUAAAAUCUGGCCCAAAUCCCUGGGUGGCUGGCUGCAGUGAGACGCCACGUUCAAAUCGAUUUCUUUAUCCGAGGGGAAGUUGAAGAGCCGAGGCGCCUGUUAUGUAAGCGGUUAGCGUAGCGUGGAUGCUAGCGUUAGCUAUAUACUACUACGGUACUCAAGUCUUCGCCUGCAUUAAUGGACUAUUCUGUCCACGUGAGUGACCCGUAGUAGUAUAUUUUCAGUCAAGUCUCCCUUUCUCACUAUCACUCCACCUCCCGCUCGUUCACUCGCUCUCGCUACCUCCGUUGCUUACCAGUCUAGCAGCGUGAGACGCUGUCUCUCACAUCAGAGAAGAUAGCAGGAGAAUAGAGGAGCUCAGAGAUUGUGGGAGAAAGAAAGAAAAGAAAGGGUGAGAGAUAAAAAUGGAGAGAUGUCCGGUGAGAGAGAGAAAGAUGGGCAAUGCACGGAGUAGACUGAAAGGUGGAGGGAAAGGACGAGCGAGAGGGGGAAAGGAGAUGGAGGUAGGAGGAGAGUGAUAGAAAAUGAGUGAUCGAGAGCAUCCAACACCAGGCACUAUUCUAGCACAAUAAUGAUUCACUGAGAGAGACAUAGCUGAAAAAAAGAGAGAAAAAGGAAAGACUUACUAUUGUAGCUUGACAUACUGGUGCUCUAGCCGAACUGGAACUCGGCUCUGUAGGAUGUCUGACUUCUAUUUAUCAGUGCAUCAUUCAGCCUUGGAGGCAUAGGAAGUAAAAUCUGUGAAUUUAUCGCCAGCGGGUGGCUGAGGAGUAAGGGGAAAGGGAGGGGACACACUCUCUGAAUCUUUCCCUGUAUUUUCUCCUCUAACUUUCGCUUAAUCCCUAUGUUUUUCUCUCCUCUCCUCCUCUCCUAUUUUUCUUUCCAUAUACGUUUCCCUCCGGUUCAUUUAUUUUUGUUUGUCUGUGUCCAUCCUUUCCCCACCCUAUUCCUUGUCCACUCCUCCCCCUCAUCUCUAGCUGGUGGAUGAGGAUGCAUUGUUGGUGGGCCUGGGCACGGAGCUAAGCGGGCCGGCCAAGUCUAUGGACCUGGCGGCGCAGCUGCAGACGCUGAGGAGAGCGCUCUACCACAAGUACCUCCAGGAGGUGGCCGCGCUGAAGGAGCAACACUGUGCCGAGCUCACCAGACUCAGAGAAGAGAGGGUGCAGGAAAAGGGAGAGAAAGUGAGGGAGGAAGGAGAGGAGGAUGUGCGGUUGCAGGUGAAGCCGGACCCGGAGGGCAUCAAUGGGGGCGUCCGCUCUAUCGAGGCACCCAGCACAGAGGACCAAGGCGGGCAGGAGAGGAGACACAAGGAGAGGGUGGAGGAGGAGAUAGCUAAGGUAAGAUGUUUACUGCUGAACAGGCAAUUUCGAACGGAGACAAUUAUUAAACCCCCUGAAAAACAGAGUUAUUGUAGGCUACAGACGAACUUAGGUAUGCAAUUCAUGUUUUCUACAUACACAGAUUUCUACAUACAUUUUUGUAUUCUGAACAACCUCCGUUCCUGACGUGUUUGUAUUUCUGAGGUCCUACUGUUCUUUGAAGAGUAUGACCCAAAACUAGUCUGCAAUAUAUUUUUCCUCUUGUACAGUGGGGAAAAAAAGUAUUUAGUCAGCCACCAAUUGUGCAAGUUCUCCCACUUAAAAAGAUGAGAGGCCUGUAAUUUUCAUCAUAGGUACACGUCAACAAUGACAGACAAAUUGAGAAAAAAUAAUCCAGAAAAUCACAUUGUAGGAUUUUUAAUGAAUUUGUUUGCAAAUUAUGGUGGAAAAUAAGUAUUUGGUCACCUACAAACAAGCAAGAUUUCUGGCUCUCACAGACCUGUAACUUCUUCUUUAAGAGGCUCCUCUGUCCUCCACUCGUUACCUGUAUUAAUGGAACCUGUUUGAACUUGUUAUCAGUAUAAAAGACACCUGUCCACAACCUCAAACAGUCACACUCCAAACUCCACUAUGGCCAAGACCAAAGAGCUGUCAAAGGACACCAGAAACAAAAUUGUAGACCUGCACCAGGCUGGGAAGACUGAAUCUGCAAUAGGUAAGCAGCUUGGUUUGAAGAAAUCAACUGUGGGAGCAAUUAUUAGGAAAUGGAAGACAUACAAGACCACUGAUAAUCUCCCUCGAUCUGGGGCUCCACGCAAGAUCUCACCCUGUGGGGUCAAAAUGAUCAUAAGAACGGUGAGCAAAAAUCCCAGAACCACACGGGGGGACCUAGUGAAUGACCUGCAGAGAGCUGGGACCAAAGUAACAAAGCCUACCAUCAGUAACACACUAUGCCGCCAGGGACUCAAAUCCUGCAGUGCCAGACGUGUCCCCCUGCUUAAGCCAGUACAUGUUCAGGCCCGUCUGAAGUUUGCUAGAAUGCAUUUGGAUGAUCCAGAAGAGGAUUGGGAGAAUGUCAUAUGGUCAGAUGAAACCAAAAUAUAACUUUUUGGUAAAAACUCAACUCGUCGUGUUUGGAGGACAAAGAAUGCUGAGUUGCAUCCAAAGAACACCAUACCUACUGUGAAGCAUGGGGGUGGAAACAUCAUGCUUUGGGGCUGUUUUUCUGCAAAGGGACCAGGACGACUGAUCCGUGUAAAGGAAAGAAUGAAUGUGGCCAUGUAUCGUGAGACUUUGAGUGAAAACCUCCUUCCAUCAGCAAGGGCAUUGAAGAUGAAACGUGGCUGGGUCUUUCAGCAUGACAAUGAUCCCAAACACACCGCCCGGGCAACGAAGGAGUGACUUCGUAAGAAGCAUUUCAAGGUCCUGGAGUGGCCUAGCCAGUCUCCAGAUCUCAACCCCAUAGAAAAUCUUUGGAGGGAGUUGAAAGUCUGUGUUGCCCAGCGACAGCCCCAAAACAUCACUGCUCUAGAGGAGAUCUGCAUGGAGGAAUGGGCCAAAAUACCAGCAAAAGUGUGUGAAAACCUUGUGAAGACUUACAGAAAACGUUUGACCUGUGUCAUUGCCAACAAAGGAUAUAUAACAAAGUAAUGAGAAACUUUUGUUAUUGACCAAAUACUUAUUUUCCACCAUAAUUUGCAAAUAAAUUCAUUAAAAAUCCUACAAUGUGAUUUUCUGGAAAAAUAAUUCUCAUUUUGUCUGUCAUAGUUGACGUGUACCUAUGAUGAAAAUUACAGGCCUCUCUCAACUUUUUAAGUGGGAGAACUUGCACAAUUGGUGGCUGACUAAAUACUUUUUUUCCCCACUGUAUUUCAAGGCCUACCUUCAAACUCAGUGGCGCUUUGCUUGACAUCAUGGCAAAAUCAAAAGAAAUCAGCCAAGACCUCAGAAAAAAAAUUGUAGACCUCCACAUGUCUGGUUCAUCCUUGGGAGGUACCACGUUCAUCUCUAAAACAAUAGUACACAAGGAUAUACACCAUGGGACCACGCAGCCGUCAUACUGCUCAGGAAGGAGACGCGUUCUGUCUCCUAGAGAUGAACGUACUUUGGUGCGAAAAGUGCAAAUCAAUCCCAGAACAACAGCAAAGGACCUUGUGAAGAUGCUGGAGGAAACAGGUACAAAAGUAUCGGUCGUGGUCAAAAUUUUCUGAGAGUGACACAAGUAUUGGUCUUCACAAAGUUCGCUGCUUCAGUGUUAUGAGAUAUUUUUGUCAGAUGUUACUAUGAUAUACUGAAGUAUAAUUAUAAGCAUUCCAUAAGUGUCAAAGGCUUUUAUUGACAAUUACAUGAAGUUUAUGCAAAGAGUCAAUAUUUGCAGUGUUGACCCUUCUUUUUCAAGACCUCUGCAAUCCGCCCUGGCAUGCUGUCAAUUAACUUCUGGGCCACAUCCUGACUGAUGGCAGCCCAUUCUUGUAUAAUCAAUGCUUGGAGUUUGUCAGAAUUUGUGGGUUUUUGUUUGUCCACCCGCCUCUUGAGGAUCGACCACAAGUUCUCAAUGGGAUUAAGGUCUGGGGAGUUUCCUGGCCAUGGACCCAAAAUGUCGAUGUUUUGUUCCCUGAGCCACUUAGUUAUCACGUUUGCCUUAUGGCAAGGUGCUCCAUCAUGCUGGAAAAGGCAUUGUUCGUCACCAAACUGUUCUUGGAUGGUUGGGAGAAGUUGCUCUCGGAGGAUGUGAUGGUACCAUUCUUUAUUCAUGGCUGUGUUUUUAGGAAAAAUUGUGAGUGAGCCCACUCCCUUGGCUGAGAAGCAACCCCACACAUGAAUGGUAUCAGGAUGCUUUACUGUUGGCAUGACACAGGACUGAUGGUAGCGCUCACCUUGUCUUCUCCGGACAAGGUUUUUUCCGGAUGCCCCAAACAAUCGGAAAGGGGAUUCAUCAGAGAAAAUGACUUUACCCCUGUCCUCAGCAGUCCAAUCCCUGUACCUUUUGCAGAAUAUCAGUCUGUUCCUGACGUUUUUCCUGGAGAGAAGUGGCUUCUUUGCUGCCCUUCUGGACACCAGGCCAUCCUCCAAAAGUCUUUGCCUCACUGUGCGUGCAGAUGCACUCACACCUGCCUGCUGCCAUUCCUGAGCAAGCUCUGCACUGGUGGUGCCCCGAUCCCGCAGCUGAAUCAACUUUAGGAGACGGUCUUGGCACUUGCUGGACUUUCUUGGGCGGCCUGACGCCUUCUUCACAACAUUUGAACCUCUCUCCUUGAAGUUCUUGACGAUCCGAAAAAUGGUUGAUUUAGGUGCAAUCUUACUAGCAGCAAUAUCCUUGCCUGUGAAGCCCUUUUUGAGCAAAGCAAUGAUGACGGCACGUGUUUCCUUGCAGGUAACCAUGGUUAACAGAGGAAGAACAAUGAUUUCAAGCACCACCCUCAUUUUAAAGCUUCCAGUCUGUUAUUCUAACUCAGUCAGCAUGACAGAGUGAUCUUCAGCCUUGUCCUCGUCAACACUCUCACCUGUGUUAACGAGAGAAUCACUGACAUGAUGGCAGCUGGCUAUUUUGUGGCAGGGCUGAAAUGCAGUGGAAAUGUUUUCUUGGGAUUAAGUUCAUUUUCAUGGCAAAGAGGGACUUUGCAAUUAAUUGCAAUUCGUCUGAUCACUCUUCAUGACAUUCUGGAGUAUAUGCAAAUUGCCAUCAUCAAAACUGAAGCAGCAGACUUUGUGAAAAUUAGUAUUUGUGUAAUUCUCAGAACUUUUGACCACGACUGUAUAUCCACAAUAAAACGAGUCCUAUAUCGACAUAACCUGAAAGGCCGCUCAGCAAGGAAGAAGCCACUGCUCCAAAACCGCCAUAAAGCCAGACUACGGUUUGCAACUUCACAUGGUGAAAAAGAUCGUACUUUUUGGAGAAAUGUCCUCUGGUCUGAUGAAACAAAAAUAGAACUGUUUGGCCAUAAUGACCAUCGUUAUGUUUUGAGGAAAAGGGGGGGGCUUGCAAGCCGAAGAACACCAUCCCAACCGUGAAGCACGGGGGUGGCAGCAUCAUGCUGUGGGGGUGCUUUGCUGCAGGAGGGACUGGUACACUUCACAAAAUAGAUGGCGCCAUGAGGAAGGACAAUUAUGUGGAUAUAUUGAAGCAGCAUCUCAAGACAUCAGUCAGGAAGUUAAAGCUUGGUUGCAAAUGGGUCUUCCAAAUGGACAAUGACCCCAAGCAUACUUCCAAAGUUGUGGCAAAAUGGCUUAAGGACAACCAUGUCAAGGUAUUGGAGUGGCCCUGACCUCAAUCCUAUAAAAAUGGUGUGGGCAGAACUGAAAAAGUGUGUGCGAGCAAGGAGGCCUACAAACCUGACUCAGUUACACCAGCUCUGUCAGGAGGAAUGGGCCAAAAUUCACCCAACUUAUUGUGGGAAGCUUGUGGAGGCUACCCGAAACGUUUGACCCAAGUUAAACAAUUUAAAGGCAAUGCUAGCAAAUACAAAUUGAGUGUAUGUAAACUUCUGACCCACUGGGAAUGUGAUGAAAGAAAUAAAAGCUGAAAUAAAUAAUUCUCUACUAUUAUUCAGACAUUUCACAUUCUUAAAAUAAAGUGGUUGAUCCUAACUGACCAAAGACAGGGAAUUUUUACUAGGAUUAAAUGUCAGGAAUUGUGAAAAACUGAGUUGAAAUGUAUUUGGCUAAGGUGUAUGUAAACUUCCGACUUCAACUGUAUGUACAAAGCAUACUUUUUAAGCUGCACCGAAGGUCUUUUGAUAGGAAGAUGCUCUUUUAGCAUUUAUUUGUGAGGAGCAGUGCUUUUAGUCCUUCUAUCUAGAUUGAAUUGCCUUUUACAUUUAGUUGAAAAUAGACUUUAUAUAUUUUGUUGCCUCUUUCUUUCACUUAUCAACAGUACAUUUAAACCAUUCAUUUUACAUUUACAUUUACAUUUCUGUCAUUUAGCAGACACUCUUAUCCAGAGCGACUUACAAAUUGGUGCAUUCACCUUAUGAUAGCCAGUGGGACUAUUCCACUAUGAUGCCUCAUACAGUGAGAGAAAAAAGUAUUUGAUCCCCUGCUGAUUUUGUACGUUUGCCCACUGACAAAGACAUGAUCAGUCUAUAAUUUUAAUGGUAGGUUUAUUUGAACAGUGAGAGACAGAAUAACAACAAAAACAUCCAGUAAAACGCAUGUAAAAAAUGUUAUAAAUUGAUUUGCAUUUUAAUGAGGGAAGUAAGUAUUUGACCCCUCUGCAAAACAUGACUUAGUACUUGGUGGCAAAACCCUUGUUGGCAUUUACAGAGGUCAGACGUUUCUUGUAGUUGGCCACAAGGUUUGCACACAUCUCAGGAGGGAUUUUGUCCCACUCCUCUUUGCAGAUCUUCUCCCACUCCUCUUUGCAGAUCUUCUCCAAGUCAUUAAGGUUUUGAGCCUGACGUUUGGCAACUCAAACCUUUAGCUCCCUCCACAGAUUAUCUAUGGGAUUAAGGUCUGGAGACUGGCUAGGCCACUCCAGGACCUUAAUGUGCUUCUUUUUCAGCCACUCCUUUGUUGCCUUGGCUGUGUGUUUUGGGUCAUUGUCAUGCUGGAAUAUCCACCCACGACCCAUUUUCAAUGCCCUGGCUGAGGGAAGGAGGUUCUCACCCAAGAUUUGACGGUACAUGGCCCCGUCCAUCGUCCCUUUGAUGCGGUGAAGUUUUCCUGUUCCCUUAGCAGAAAAACACCCCCAAAGCAUAAUGUUACCACCUCCAUGUUUGACGGUGGGGAUGGUGUUCUUGGGGUCAUAGGCAGCAUUCCUCUUCCUCCAAACACGGCGAGUUGAGUUGAUGCCAAAGAGCUCGAUUUUGGUCUCAUCUGACCACAUCACUUUCACCCAGUUCUCCUCUGAAUCAUUCAGAUGUUCAUUGGCAAACUUCAGAUGGCCCUGUAUAUGUGCUUUCUUGAGCAGGGGGACCUUGCGGGCGCUGCAGGAUUUCAGUCCUUCACGGCGUAGUGUGUUACCAAUUGUUUUCUUGGUGACUAUGGUCCCAGCUGCCUUGAGAUCAUUGACAAGAUCCUCCCGUGUAGUUCUGGGCUGAUUCCUCACUGUUCUCAUGAUCAUUGCAACUCUACGAGGUGAGAUCUUGCAUGGAGCCCCAGGCAGAGGGAGAUUGACAGUUAUUUUGUGUUUCUUCCAUUUGCGAAUAAUCGCACCAACUGUUGUCACCUUCUCACCAAGCUGCUUGGCGAUGGUCUUGUAGCCCAUUCCAGCCUUGUGUAGGUCUACAAUCUUGUCCGUGACAUCCUUGGAGAGCUCUUUGGUCUUGGCCAUGGUGGAGAGUUUGGAAUCUGAUUGAUUGCUUCUGUGGACAGGUGUCUUUUAUACAGGUAACAAGCUCAGAUUAGGAGCACUCCCUUUAAGAAUGUGCUCCUAAUCUCAGCUCGUUACCUGUAUAAAAGACACCUGGCAGCCAGAAAUCUUUCUGAUUGAGAGGGGUUCAAAUACUUAUUUCCCUCAUUAAAAUGCAAAUCAAUUUAUAACAUUUUUGACAUGCGUUUUUCUGGAUUUUUCUGUUAUUCUGUUUCUCACUGUUCAAAUAAACCUACCAUUAAAAGUAUAGACUGAUCAUUUCUUUGUCAGUGGGCAAACGUACAAAAUCAGCAGGGGAUCAAAUACUUUUUUCCCUCACUGUAUGCAUCUCUCCUAGGUCAUAGUUCAGAUGUUGGUGGAGUUUGCCCAGCAGAGCGAAUUGGCCCGAAUCACCAAGAGUGCCCGCGAGACCACCUCAGCCAUGCAGACCCACUCCGACGAGGAAGGGGAGGAAGAGGAGGAGCAGACCCCCAGGAGCUCACUCACCAAGGGGAUCUCUCUGGAGGAGGUGCAGAGGAGGUUCGCAGAGGAGAAAGAAAGGCUGGAGAAAGAGCUGGAGGAGAGGACUGCGGAGCUCCAUGGGAUUAAAGAGCAGCUUCGGCGCAUAGGUCCAGGAUCUGAGCAGGUUAGCAUUGGGGGAUUUCUGGAUAGUGCUUUAAUGAGUGAGUUUGAUUUGCACAGUAGCAUGUGUUCACUUUUUAUUUAUGGUUUCGACACCUAGGUUGGCAUCAGGUGCUAAGAUGCACAGGCUUAGCACUUGGAAGAGUUUUUAAGCUCUUCGAAACAUGCAGUCUAAAAGACCACAUAAAACCACCCUCCGCUGAAGCUGAAUGUAGUUCUGUGUUAAAUGAGGAGUUUGAAAAUGAAGGGAAGUGAUUUUCAUCCACCUGCCAAGUGUUGUCUCUUCUAACCCAAUUAUCUCCAUAUUGAGAAGCACUUAGUGGGUUAAACCACUUGAUCGCCUGGGGAGGGAUAUUAUUAUACCUCACAUGAUGCGGUUUGCUUUGUACAAACCCUUCAGGGGUCUUUUGAAGGAUAACACUGUGUCCUUACACUAGUUGUCCCUCCUGCUCCUUCUAGCUCUUUUUCUCAGUGCUUUUUUUAGCCUAAGCCAUAGCCUACUAUCACAUCAUGUCCAAAGUGUUUCUAAUUGAAGAGGCUGUGAUGUCUAACCGAAGAUGCUUCACUCGGCUGCCAUAUUGGCUACACCCACAAAGUGCAUUUUUCUUUAGGAAGACCAUAGCCUGUUUGCUAGCAUUGUCACCUAAAGUAAGUGCUAGACAUAAACUAACGCAACGCCAAAAAGUAUAUGUCAUACUAACUUUUCGUUUAGAUUUUUGGGUUUGUUUAGCUACCACAUAAUGUUCACGCCACUGCUUCACAAAUGUUCUAACAUUUUGAGUCAAACUAUGAUGCAUCAAACAGUCAUUUUAUGUUAUUGUGAAUGUUAUAAUUUUGGUCAUUUAAUAAAUUUAGACUACUUGCUUUUUGAUUGCAGAUGGGUUAUUCCUCUGAUGGAGAUGGAGAGAGUGAGAGAAAAGAAAGUGGAAAGAAGGAAAGAGCAACACCGCAAAUGAAAAGCAGAGGCUCACAGAAAGAAAAGGUUAUAUUUUUAUUUUACAGUUCAGUUGCACCUCUACUACUUUACACCUCAGCCUAAAAGACAUCAGAGUUGCACUCAGAAUCCAUAAUGAUAAUGCAGUUUUUCAGUGUUUGAUGGAGACUUACUCUCAGUAGUGUGAGUUGAAAUGUCUUCAAAGUUGUGUUCAGAACGCCUAAAUUAUACAGUGUUUCAGUGAUGAUGAAUAGAGACUAAUCCCUCAGGGGUGUGAAUGGAAAUAGUUUCGUUCAGAAACCCUAAAUGUUAUGCAGUGUUUGAUGAAUGGAGACUCUCUCUCAGUAGUGUGAAUUGAAAUGUCUUUAUGCUAUUUUUAUGCAUCCAGCCCCCGAAGGCCCAUGAUGGCUGUCACUUUUGGCCCCUUGAUGUGUUUAGUUAUUAAUAUGUUAUACCCUCAGUACAUUAAAUCCUGUUAAUCUAUUGACUGCAUUUACUGACGUUCAGUUGGGACUAUAUGUGCUCUUUGCAUAAUAGCCUGACUUAUUAUGACAUGAAGAGUACCUACUCUAUAAUAGUUUUUCGUUUAAUUUAAAUGUCAAACUGUUAAUCUCAACCAAAUUACGAAAUAUAAAGAUUGGAGCUCAAAGGUAAAAAGAUUGUUGCAGAAACCUCAACAUCUUUCACCAGUACACACAAUGUGGUCAUUUAGGAAUCAACGUGAACAUCUGUUGAUUAGUAUUCUAUCUGAAUGAGCAGCAUUUCUGUUCCCUCACCAUGAGAGGGUGCCACUCUACUUCCUGCAUCAGCCCAUUGACUCAGGUGCACCUGUUGCCAUAACAGCACAAAGAUACUAGUGUUUCCCUGGCUUGGAUGGAGGUGAAUGUGUUUGUGAGUGUGUGUGUGUGUGUUUGUCUGUGUGUAUUGGUGCGAGCUACGACUCUCGUCUGAUUUGAGUUCACAUUUCUUAUAAUGGUCAUGCCUUCAGCUCGCCUGGCCGUCGCCAUCUCAUGUUUCCAGGAAUCGUCAACUCAGUGUGGAAGUGUGUGCUUUUUUGUAAACGGGUGAUAAUGACAGGGCUGUUGUCGUUCUUCUCCCUCCUGCCGGUCCAUCCACUGCAGAAGAGGGGAGAAGAGGAAGGAGAGGAAGAUGAAGAGGUCAGGAGGAAGAGGGCCGUGGGUGGAAAUGUCUCAUCACAAGAUAGAGGGGAUGACUCUUCCUGUCCAGAUCAUCAGGUUAUCACUUCUGAGAGGUAUGACUAUAGAACGAUAGAAAUGUUCUGUAGUUUCUAUUUCAUUUAUAUUGUAGAGAACAUAUUUAACUCCUGUGCACGUCAUGAUUUUACCUCUGCACAUUUAUUGUACAUUUUCGACCAGAGAAUUGUUUUAUUUUUUAUACCCACAUAUGAACUGAUAAAAGGUUAGAUGGACAAGGGACCCGACCUAUACUAAAAUGUCUAAGUAUAAGCUGUGUUAUAUACUAUGACAAUGUAAUACUUGUAUAUACAGUGCCUUCGGAAAGUAUUCAGACCCCUUUACCUUCUCCACAUUUUGAUAAGUUACAGCCUUAUGCUAAAAUGGAUUUAAAAAAUAAUAAUCCUCAUCAAUCUACACAAAAUACCCCAUAAUGACAAUGCGAAAACAGUUUUUUAGACAUUUUUGCAAAUGUAUUAAAAAUAAUAAACCGAUACCUUAUUCACGUAUGUAUUCAGACCCUUUGCUAUGAGACUCAAAAUUGAGCUCAGGUGCAUCGUGUUUCCAUUGAUCAUCCUUGAGAUGUUUCUAAAACUUGAUUGGAGUCCACCUUUGGUAAAUUCUGUUGAUUGGACAUGAUUUGGAAAGGCACACACCUGUCUGUAUCAGGUCCCACAGUUGGCAGUGCAUGUCAGAGCAAAAACCAAGCCAUGAGGUUGAAGGAAUUGUCCAUAGAGCUCCGAGACAGGAUUGUGUCAACACACAGAUCUGGGGAAGGGUACCAAAACAUUUCUGCAGCAUUGAAGAUAGUGGCCUCCAUCAUUCUUAAAUGGAAGAAGUUUGGAACCACCAAGACUCUUUCCUAGACCUGGCUGCCCGGCCAAACUGAGCAAUCGGGGGAAAAGGGCCUUGGUCAGGGAGGUGACCAAGAACCUGAUGGUCACUCUGACAGAGCUCUAGAGUUCCUCUGUGGAGAUGGGAGAACCUUCCAGAAGGACCACCAACUCUGCAGCACUCCACCAAUCAGGCCUUAAUGGUAGAGUGGCCAGACAGAAGCCACUCCUCAGUAAAAGGCACAUGACAGACAGCUUGGAGUUUGCCAAAGGGCACUUAAAGACUCUCAGACCAUGAGAAACAAGAUUCUCUGGUCUGAUGAAACCAAGAUUGAUCGCUUUGGCUUGAAUGCCAAGCGUCACGUCUGGAGGAAACCUGGCACCAUCCCUACAGUGAAGCAUGGUGGUGGUAGCAUCAUGUUGUGGGGAUGUUUUUCAGCGGCAGGGACUGGGAGACUAGUCAGGAUCAAGGUAAGAAGAACGGAGCAAAGUACAGAGAGAUCCUUGAUGAAAACCUGCUCCAGAACCGCUCAGGACCUCAGACUGGGGCGGAGGUUCACCUUCCAACAGGACAACGACCCUAAGCUCACAGCCAAGACAACGCAGGAGUGGCUUCGGGACAAGUCUCUAAAUGUCCUUGAGUGGCCCAGCCAGAGGCCGGACUUGAACCCGAUCGAACAUCUCUGGAGAGACCUGAAAGUAGCUGUGCAGCAACGCCCCCCAUUCAACCUGACAGAACUUGAGAGGAUCUGUAGAGAAGAAUGGGAGAAACUCCCCAAAUACAGAUGUGCCAAGCUUGUAGCGUCAUACCCAAGAAGACUCAAUGCUGUAAUCGCUGCCAAAGUUGCUUUAACAAAGUACUGACUAAAGGGUCUGAAUACUUAUGUAAAUUUGAUAUUUCCUGGGUAAAAAUAAUAAUAAUUAGCAGAAAUUUCUAAAAACCUGUUUUUGCUUUGUCAUUAUGGGGUAUUGUGUGUAGAUUGAUGAGGGGAAAAAAAAACAAUUUAAUCAAUUUUAGAAUAAGGCUGUAACAUAACAAUGUGGAAAAAGUCAAGGGGUCUGAAUACUUUCCGAAGGCUGCUCUUAAAGACCAAAAUUAAAAUAUUUUAGCUACUUUAUUUUUAUUUUUCAACACAAAAGUUUCUUCAAAAAGAGAUGAAUAUGACCAAGUACCACAUGUUUCUAUGUACAUACAGUGAGGGGAAAAAAGUAUUUGAUCCCCUGCUGAUUUUGUACGUUUGCCCACUGACAAAGACAUGAUCAGUCUAUAAUUUUAAUGGUAGGUUUAUUUGAACAGUGAGAGACAGAAUAACAACAAAACAAUCCAGAAAAACGCAUGUCAAAAAUGUUAUUAAUGUUACAAAUACUUGGUGGAAAAACCCUUGUUGGCAAUCACAGAGGUCAGACGUUUCUUGUAGUUGGCCACCAGGUUUUCACACAUCUCAGGAGGGAUUUUGUCCCACUCCUCUUUGCAGAUCUUCUCCAAGUCAUUAAGGUUUCGAGGCUGACGUUUGGCAACUCAAAUCUUCAGCUCCAUCCACAGAUUUUCUAUGGGAUUAAGGUCUGGAGACUGGCUAGGCCACUCCAGGACCUUAAUGUGCUUCUUCUUGAGCCACUCCUUUGUUGCCUUGGCCGUGUGUUUUGGGUCAUUGUCAUGCUGGAAUACCCAUCCACGACCCAUUUUCAAUGCCCUGGCUGAGGGAAGGAGGUUCUCACCCAAGAUUUGACGGUACAUGGCCCUGUCCAUCGUCCCUUUGAUGCAGUGAAGUUGUCCUGUCCCCUUAGCAGAAAAACACCCCCAAAGCAUAAUGUUUCCACCUCCAUGUUUGACGGUGGGUAUGGUGGUGUUGGGGUCAUAGGCAGCAUUCCUCCUCCUCCAAACACGGCGAGUUGAAUUGAUGCCAAAGAGCUCAAUUUUGGUCUCAUCUGACCACAACACUUUCACCCAGUUCUCCUCUGAAUCAUUCAGAUGUUCAUUGGCAAACUUCAGACGGCCCUGUAUAUGUGCUUUCUUGAGCAGACCUUGCGGGCGCUGUAGGAUUUCAGUCCUUCACGGCGUAGUGUGUUACCAAUUGUUUUCUUGGUGACUAUGGUCCCAGCUGCCUUGAGAUCAUUGACAAGAUCCUGCUGUGUAGUUCUGGGCUGAUUCCUCACCGUUCUCAUGAUCAUUGCAGCUCCACGAGGUGAGAUCUUGCAUGGAGCCCCAGGCCGAGGGAGAUUGACAGUUCUUUUGUGUUUCUUCCAUUUGCGAAUAAUCGCAUCAACUGUUGUCACCUUCUCACCAAGCUGCUUGGCGAUGGUCUUGUAGCCCAUUCCAGCCUUGUGUAGGUCUUCAAUCUUGUCCCUGAAAUCCUUGGAGAGCUCUUUGGUCUUGGCCAUGGUGGAGAGUUUGGAAUCUGAUUGAUUGAUUGCUUCUGUGGACAGGUGUCUUUUAUACAGGUAACAAACUGAGAUUAGGAGCACUCCCUUUAAGAGUGUGCUCCUAAUCUCAGCUCGUUACCUGUAUAAAAGACACCUGGGAGCCAGAAAUCUUUCUGAUUGAGAGGGGGUCAAAUACUUACUUCCCUCAUUAAAAUGCAAAUCAAUUUAUAACAUUUUUGACAUGCGUUUUUCUGGAUUUUUUUGUUGUUAUUCUGUCUCUCACUGUUCAAAUAAACCUACCAUUAAAAUUAUAGACUGAUCAUUUAUUUGCCAGUGGGCAAACGUACAAAAUCAGCAGGGGAUCAAAUACUUUUUUCCCUCACUGUAUGUGGUUAACCAAAGCACUUGUGCGAUAUGCAUCUUGCCAACCUCACACGUACCAAAAAUAUGUGUUUCAAGUGAAUGAAAGACCAUAAUCUUUGGUCCAAACAACAUAUUAUUUUUUAUUUUUUCUCUUUCCAUAGGAAUCUGCUGCGUAAGGCCAAUGAGAGCCUCCGCCAGGUGCUGAGUGAUGUGCUCAAGACCACAGCGGCCGCUGAGGAGACCAUCGGGCGUCACGUGGAGGGGCUACUGGUACCCCCUUCCUUCUUACAGAGACCCACCUGGCAGAGAGCUGCUGGUGAGCCCUUCAAGCCUGCCACAGGGGCUGCUGGAGGUUAGUUGAGCAGCCAAUUCCAAAUCAAACCCUACCACCUAUGUAUGUUGUGAGAAGUAAAAUGGGGUCAGCAAUAUGGCUCCUCCGGACCUUAUCUCUAACCAACACAUCUGAUUACUCUUAACUGAAGACCAUGAUUAGUAGCUAGGGAUGCAACAAAAGUAUGACACCAAUCAGGCCCCCUUGGGGAUCGAAGUCUUGGAAGAGCUCAAUCCCACUCCAUCAAGAUGAUUUAGAUUUCAUUAAAUAGAGCCAGACAAAACCAAAAGAAGAUAAAAUGAGGGAGGGAAAGAAGUAGAUGUGCAAGGUUUGAGGUCUGGGUGUGUAACAGAAAUAUACACAGGAGAGGAAAGAAAGAUGGGGAGAGAGAAUACUUAUUGCCAAAAAUGCAAAUGGUAAAUAUCAGAAUUAAUGAAGUCUUGCCAGUUUCAAACCAUUAUUGCCAGUCUAAAGAGGUCCUGACUGACUGGUUACCUGCUACCUUUCUUUAUGGGACCUUGCUCUGUGGGACCUAUGCAUCAAAUUGAAUGAAUUGUUGAUGUACACUCAGUGGAUAGUUUGAGUACACCACCCCGUUCACGAAAAUGGUUCACUCCUACAGACAGUGAGUCACGUGGCCGUGGCUUGCUAUAUAAAGCAGGCAGACAGGCAUCAAGGCAUUCAGUUACUGUUCGAUUGAACGUUAAAAUGGGCAAAACAAGUGACCUAAGCGACUAUGAGCGUGGUAUGAUCGUCUGUGCCAGGCGCGCCGCUUCCAGUAUCUCAGAAACGGUCAGCCUCCUGGGCUUUUCACGCACGACAGUGUCUAUGGUUUACCGAGAAUGGUGUGACAAACAAAAAACAUCCAGUCAGCUGCAGUCCUGUGGGUGAGAACAGCUAGUUGAUGAGAGGUCGAAGGAGAAUGGCAAGAAUCGUGCAAGCUAACAGGAGGGCCACAAACAGGCAAAUAACGGCGCAGUACAACUUGUAGGUCCUUGUCACGGAUGGGCUAUUGCAGCAGACGACCACAAUGGGUUCUACUCCUAUCAGCUAAAAACAAGAGGAAGCAGCUCCAGUGGGCACGCGAUCACCAACAAUAGACAAACAUCGCCUGGUCCGACGAGUCCCGGUUCCUGUUGCGUCAUGCUGAUGGCAGAGUAAGGAUUUGGCGUAAGCAGCUUGAGUACAUGGCCCCAUCCUGCCUGUUGUCAACGGUACAGGUGCUGUAAUGGUGUGGGGAAUGUUUUCCUGGCACACAUUAGGUCCCUUGAUACCAAUUGAGCAACGUUUCCAUGCCCCAAAUAAUUCUGGCUGUUCUUGGGGCAAAGGUGGUUCCGACCCGGUACUAGAUGGGUGUACCUAAUAAACUGAGUAUAUAUCGUUUACUUUGCCAAUAUUCAAAACUUGUAUACAGUUUGUGUGAAAGUCAACUGCGUACCGAACCAAGCUGCUAAGGAUACAGGGGGAAAAUUCCUAUACAAAAAUAUAACUCAACAUACAACAAUUAAGAUUUUACAGAGUUACAGUUCAUGUAAGUAAAUAAAUCAAUUGAAAUAAAUUCAAAAGGCCCAAAACUAUGAAUUUCACUAGACUGAUGAGGGGCACAGCCAUGGGUGGGCCUGGGAGGGCAUAGGCCCACCCACUGAGCCAGGCCCAGCCAAUCAGAAUAAUUAUUGUAGGGCUCAGAGUUUUUCCUGGUCGCUGCCCCAUACGACUACCUGGUUUUAACAGAACGUAUAAUUGCCUCCAUACAGUAUUUGCUCAUAACCUUUAUUUCACACAUCAUAGAAUCACACGACUAGAUAGCUGAAUGAAGCAAUUGAGGUCAGGUGCACUUGCUCAAGGGCACAACAGCAGUAUACCCAACCCUGGAUUUGAACCUUCAAUGUUAUGGUCCAUCUAUUCCCCCAACCACUCCCUAACUAUCAGACAAUAGUAGUUAUACCAUUACACUCCUUAGCAUCUAUAUACUCAUCUCUUGGUAUGUGGCCCAAAGGCGGAGUCCCCAAACAAGACAAGUGUGUUUUAAGACACAAUGCCCUGCCAAGCUUAACCAUAUGCCUCUCCGUUCUGUGUCUACAGGCUUAAGGGGAUACUGCGAGAUUCUGGCAUUUAAGUGCAAUGACUGGAAGUCCACAGGUACAGUAGUAAAGCUAGUUAGCGAAACUACUGCUAACUUCCUUCAUACUGCACGCAAAGACAUAAACAUGUUAUUUACAAGUUAAUCUGACUCUGGGUAAAUAGAUAAAUGCCAGAAUCCUGCAGUAUUCCUUUAAGUGGUGAAGUCUGCUCUAGUGUGCGAACAUCUCCCCUCAAGUAAACAUCUGCCUGCCCUCUCUACACACACGAAACACACAUACACACGCGUGUACACACACAUACUGUAGUGUGCAUAUGCACAUGUAAAACAGACACACGCACGCACAAAUGCAUAACUAGGGUUAAUUAUUGUGGUUAGAUUUUACAGUUCAGAGAACUUGCUAGUUAACCAACCGUUUGACUUUUUUAAAAACCUUUUUCAUAUGUUCUGGUUUUUUAUCAAUGAAGUAUAGCUGUUGACAGGGUUUAUUUGACUGUGAAGUGAACUUGAUGUUUGGAUAAACUGAAAAAUAAUCAAUGUGCACAAUAGUACUGACUCCUUCCAAGAGGAUAUUGUUAUUGAGAUUUUGUUUUCACAAAGUACAUGACAUUCAGGAUUCCCCUCUUCCCCCUUCACCGUCAUCUCAUACUCUGGUAUCAAGCACACAUAUCCUUACAACUUGCAUGGUGUCUGUGGCAUGUGUAUUUGCAUUCAAGUGCGGUUAGCAGUCAUGAUAGAAGAUGCCAACUGAUCCGUACUCUCUCCCCCUGCAUUCCCUUGCUAGAAAAGUGUGGACCAAUGCACUGAAAAGAGAGAAGGAGAAAGAAGUAGAGAAAAUAGAGAUGACUUGUGUCCCUCCUGAGAAUAAAGAGGCAAUUGUGGAUAAUUAAAUGUCUGUUCUUUGCUGUUUAGUGUGUGUGGUCGUGUCUGGGGUGGCACUACCAGUCAGCUAGGAUUGAGACUGUAGUAGUAUGAAUGUGAUAUUGUAGCUGGUGAUUUUAACAAAGCAUAUUGAGGAAAACGCUACAGAAGUUCUAUCAACACAUUACCUGUACUACUCACGCUUGAAAAACUCUCAACCAUUGUUACGCUCCUUCCAGGAUGGCUACAAGGCCCUCCCCCACCCUCCCUUCGGCAAAUCAGAUCACGACUCCAUUCUAUGCGGAAGACAUAUUUCAGUUGAAUGCGUGCAGUUGUACAACUGACUAGGUAUCCCCUUCACUUUCUGCUCCUCCCUUCUUAUAGGCAGAAACUCAAACAGGAAGUACCUGUACUAAGGUCUAUUUAAUGCUGGUCUGACCAAUCGGAAUCCAUGCUUCAAGACUGUUUUGAUCACGCAGACUGGGAUAUGUUCCGGGUUGCCUCUGAGAAUAACAUUGAUGUAUACACGGACACGGUGACUGAGUUCAUCAGGAAGUGUAUAGGGGAUGUUGUUUCCACUGUGACUAUUAAAACCUACCCAAACCAAAAACCGUGGAUAGAUGGCAGUGUUCACGCAAAACUGAAAGUGCGAACCACCGCAUUUAACCACGGCAAGGUGACUGGGAAUAUGGUUGAAUACAAACAGUGUAGUUAUUCCCUCCGUAAGGCAAUCAAACAGGCAAAACAUCAGUACAGAGAAAAAGUGGAGUUGGAAUUCAACGGCUCAGACACGAGACGUAUGUGGCAGGGUCUACAGACAAUAGACAAUCAUGGAUUGCAAAGGGAAAACCAGCCACGUUGCGGACACAGACGUCUUGCUCCCGGACAAGCUAAACACCUUCUUUGCCCACUUUGAGGAUAACACAGUACCACCGACGCGGCCCGCUCCCAAAGACUGUGGGCUCUCGUUCUCUGUGGCCAAGGUCAGUAAGACAUUUAAGCGUCUUAACCCUCGCAAGGCUGCCGGUCCAGACUGCAUCCCUAGCCGUGUCUUCAGAGCAUGCGCAGACCAGCUGGCUGGAGUGUUUACGGACAUAUUCAAUAUCUCCCUAUCCCAGUCUGCUGUCCCUACUGGCUUCCAGAUGUCCACAAUUAUUCCUGUGCCCAAGAAAGCAAAGGUAACUGAACUAAAUGACUAUCGCCCCGUAGCACUCACUCCUGUCAUCAUGAAGUGCUUUGAGAGGCUAGUUAAGGAUCAUAUCACCUCCACCUUACCUGACACCCUAGACCCACUUCAAUUUGCAUACUGCCCCAACAGAUCCACAGACGAUGCAAUCGCCAUCGCAUUGCACACUGCCCUAUCCCAUCUGGACAAGAGGAAUACCUAUGUAAGAAUGCUGUUCAUUGACUAGCUCAGCCUUCAACACCAUAGUACCCUCCAAGCUCAUCAUUAAGCUUGGGGCCCUGGGUCUGAACCCCGCCUGUGCAACUGGGUCCUGGCCUUCCUGACGCCCCCCCCAGGUGGUGAAGGUAGGAAACAACACCUCCAUUACGCUGAUCCUCAACACAGGCCCCACAAGGGUGCGUGCUCAGCCCCUCCUGUACUCCCUGUUCACCCAUGACUGCAUGGUCACGCAACUCAAUUAUCAAGUUUGCAGAAGACACAACGGUAGUAGGCCUGAUUACCAACAAUGACGAGACCGCCUACAGGGAGAAGGUGAGGGCCCUGCCGGAGUGGUGCCAGGAAAAUAACUUCUCCCUCAACGUCAACAAAACAAAGGAACUGAUCGUGGACUACCGGAGACAGCAGAGGGAGCACGCCCCCAUCCACAUCGAUGAGACCGCAGUGGAGAAGGUGAAAAGCUUCAAGUUCCUCGGCGUACACAUCACUGACAGUCUGAAAUGGUCCACCCACACAGACAGCGUGGUGAAGAAAGCACAACAGCGCCUCUUCAACCUCAGGAGGCUGAAUAAAUGCAGCUUGGCCCUUAAGACCCUCUCAAACUUUUACAGAUGCACAAUUGAGAGCAUCCUGUCGGGCUGUAUCACCGCCUGGUACGGCAACUGCACCGCCCGUAACCGCAAGGCUCUCCAGAGGGUGGUGUGGGCUGCCCAACUCAUCACCGGGGGCACACUGCCUGCCCUCCAGGACACCUACAGCACCCAAUGUUACAGGAAGGCCAAGAAGAUCAUAAAGGACAUCAACCACCCGAGCCACGGCCUGUUCACCCCGCUAUCAUCCAGAAGGCGAGGUCAGUACAGGUGCAUCAAAGCUGGGACAAGAGACUGAAAACCAGCUUCUAUCUCAACGCCAUCAGACUGUUAAAUAGCCAUCGCUAGCCGGCUACCACCCGGUUACUCAUCCCUGCACCUUAGAGGCCGCUGCCCUAUGUACAUAGACAUGGAAUCACUGGUCACUUUAAUAAUGGAACACUAGUCACUUUAAUAAUGUUAACAUACUGUUUUACUCAUUUCAUAUGUAUAUACUGUAUUCUACUGUAUUUUAGUCAUUACCACUCCGACAUUGCUCGUCCUAAUAUUUAUAUAUUUCUUAAAUCCAUUCUUUUACUUUUAGAUUUGUGUGUAUUGUUGUGAAUUGUUAGAUACAACUGCACUCUUGGAGCUAGGAACACAAGCAUUUCACUACACCUGCAAUAACAUCUGCUAAUUAUGUGUAUGUGACCAAUACAAUUUAAUUGGAUUUUGAUUUGAUAUUAGCACAAGGACAGUGCUCAGACUACUAGACCAAGGAAGGGAUGGGCAACUCCUCGGAAGCCUUGUGUCUGAUUAAUCCCUUAUAUUAUAAUUGUUGUUAAAUGCUUUGCCAAAAAUUUAAUUGUUUGGAUGAAAAUGAUUAAAUGAAUGAAUGGUUGAUAUUGGUGACAAUGAACACUAUUAUUUUCCAAUGAAGUGUAUUCUCCUGACAAUUAACCUUGCCCUCCAUUUAGGUAUUUCCUGCCCAGAUGCGUCGACCACUGAGAGUUGCCAAGGUAGCGAGACUGGGGUGGACGAUGUGAGCGUGUGGUCGGGCGAGAUGGAGACGGACGAGGGCCUGGAGAUGUCCCAGCAGAUGAUGACUGACAGCCUGUUGCCAGGAGCGGAGCUUCAGCUGGAGAACGAGGAGUACCUCAUGAAUAUUAGCUCCCGCCUCCAGGCCGCCGUAGAGAAACUGCUGGUGGCUAUCACAGAGACGACCAAUCAGGUACGACACAGCUUGAUUAAAAAUGUGCGUCAAGGUUCCCUUAGUAAGAGCGUGGUGUGCUCAGCACAAAUAUUGUGGACCACACACAGAAAAUGA